Molecule: messenger RNA, 54689 nt
Organism: Xyrichtys novacula (pearly razorfish)
Lineage: Eukaryota; Metazoa; Chordata; Actinopteri; Labriformes; Labridae
Source: the annotation of a GenBank genome assembly
ACUCGUUCCCGGAGGGGUCACGUGACCACACGGCUGACUCCCCCAGUCGACUCCUGUUUUACCUUCACUCGUCGCUCCGCUGUUGCCGCUCUGUAUCCUCGCUGCUAUGGAUCCGAUAUGAAAAAAAGAGGUCUACGGUGAGGUUAGCCUCUUGUACAGUCAACCCGACACCUGGAUAAAGGAGCGAACUCGAGGUUUUCUCCGAGGCAGGUUGGUGUUGACACAAAGAUGGCAUCGGGACGCACAGCUUGCUAACCUCGGCUACAUAGAUAGAUGACACAGUACGUUAGUGGAAUAAACAGCCGUGUCCCCGCACAGGUAACAGGUUAUUACGAGCUAAUAGCUAGGCUGUUAGCAUGUCCUUUAUUUCUCUUUCUGUUUCAGUCCCUCCGCUUCUCGUGGGAGUCUUCCACAGAGGGAAAUAGCAGCUAAAGCGCUCGUACACAGCAGCCCUAUUUAACUGCUUUCUUAGCACAGCGCAAUUAAUCAUAAGCUGAUUUGAUGGUAUAGUUUCCUGGCCAGAUCCCAUCAGGGGUGUUUGUCUCGGUUGUCUGCCUUAUCUGUCCCUGUCCAUUGAGACGAUGGUGACCCUCACAUGUCUCCUGGCUAAAGAUUAGCGCAAAAUGAUGAGAUUAUUAGGUUAUCUGGUUCGUCUGCUGAGGUUGGUGUUUGUUUGUUUGUGUUUGUCUGUUUGUGUCUGUUUGUCAAGUCGUUAAAAGGACCAAAUACUCUUUCUGUGUGAUUUUAAUGAAGACUGGAGGGUUAUGCCGCACCCAUGACAUGUCAAGAAUGUGCUUUACCUGAGCUUUUUACCUGUAAACACUAAAUCCUAAAUGUAAAGGUAAUCAAGCAAAACUACAGUGUGACAACUGAAAAUAAUCCAUGCAUUUGUUUCUGAUCAUUAUCAGAUUAUGAUUAACAACCUUUAGUUAUUGUCUUUUUACUGAAUUGGACAUGACAGAUCAUCCAAUUAUACUUUUCAUGAAAAUAAUAGGAACAAAAUUGGUGUCUGGUUUUGUACUGCUUCAAUUUUAUAACACAAAUAAAACUCCUAUUGUUUAAUAAACAAUGUCACAUAAAACCCCCUAUAUAGGACUGGGCCAGGGGCGGACUGGGACCAUAAUUCAGGCCAGGAGUUUGACUCUAUCCAGGCGGAAAUACCUGCACCGGCGAAAAGUUUUGGACAUUUGAAGCCAGAUUUAGUGAAUAUAACGCUACUGUGAAGAAUUCAACAUUGGCUGCAUAACUGCAAAUUAAAUAUGAAGUAAUUUGACAGGUGCUUUAUAGCCGACUGAACUAGAUUUUAUAUAUAUUUAUCAUGGUUAUAAAAACUCUAUAUUAGUCAUGCCUUCAACUAUGUCGCUGUUGUAUUGUAAUAAAAUGUUGAAAGCCUGUCAGAAAAAGUCAAAGUUCUCGAGAGGCAUAAAACUUGGAUUAGCACACACCACUAGCAUCGUAGCCGUCUCGGUGUCGGUCGGCGACUUUAUAAAACUCAAAACAAUCACAUCUUAGAGCUCAGGGGGUCUCAGUUGUCUCAGGGGGAGGAGGAGAAAGAAACACGAUCAGCUCGGGAGUGGAGUGAACAACGAUGCUCGAUCAGCGCAUCUGCGGCCGAUCACCUUACAGCUCUACUUCAGGUCGCACUAGCUACGUAAAAGCUACCCCUCUACUGCUCUACAAGUUCAGUGGCCUGCCUGCGGGCACACACGCACACACAAUUUGUUAUACACAAUUUUUUGGCCAGGUGACGCUAGGCCACCGGGAAUCAGUGAUCCCGAUGUUCCAGUCCACCACUGGACUGGGCGAUAAAACGAUAAUGAUAUCAAAAAUUAGUUUCCCUUGAUAUCGAUAAAAAAAAUGGUCAGUAUGCUUUUUGACAGCCCGCAUUCUGCCAUGUUUUGGUAGACUAUACUAUACAAUGAAAAUAGGAGUUGCUCCGAUUCCGCACCAUGCUGAAUUAGAACCAAGUAGCAAACAACUAGCAGGCUGCAGCUACACGCAACUAUAGCACUUUAACACAGGAAGCCAACAGCACUGUCAGUGGGAAAAAAAGAAAAUGAGUGCCACCCCCGACAGAAAUGACGAUGAAGAAUCAACCGAUGUCGACUUCAUCAACCAGACUGGCAGGAGCAAGUGCGAAACAGCCCACGAUGCCUGUGCAGUCGAAACAGCUGACCAUUCAGUCCACUUUCUCUAGCACAACGCCUUAUGACAAAACAUCAAAGAGACACAAAGACCUCAGAUGCAGUAGCUUGUUGUAUUGCAAAAGACAUGCUACCAAUAAGCACUAUUAAAUUGAAUUUUUUAUAUCGUGAUAUUUAUCGAUAUCGACUGAUACGGAAAAAAAUACAUUGUGAUAAACUUUUUCCUAUAUCGCCCAGCCCUACCCUCGUAAACAUCAGUCUUGCAACUGUAAUAUUACUUUGUUACAAAUGUCAACCAAUCCUUGAUUUUUGCAGGGCCUUUGGGACUCUGGAGGCUCUGAGACUGUUUUGGGGCACGCUUGCUUGAGUCAAGGAUUGAGUUAAAAAGCUUUAUUCGUUCAGGGCAUAACUAAUAAAAACUCUACAGUAACCAGGGGGAGAUGUUGACUGGUUUCAGAGUCUUCAUAUGAUGCCAAUAAUGCCAGAAAGCCAUUAAUUGGUUUAUCUGUAUGUUAUGUGACUAAUUGCUGCAGACGUUAUGACACCAGCUGAUCAAAUACACACCCCCUAAGCCGAGUGUUGUUCCUCCUUUCGUUUGCAUGUGGCGCACUUUGCUGUGUCAUCGUCUUCAUUUUAUUCAUUCAUUAUUAUGCCGAGUCCGCCAUGAUCCGCCUUUCAUGACUUUGAUGACAAACUGGUACAGACGACGUGAUGUUACGUCAGCGCAGCAGGUCUGGGCAGAAAAGUAAAAUUUUUGUGGACUGAGGUUUAAUCCUAAAAGAUUUGUAGCAUGAACUGAUUCAAUAAAUCUUAGAAAUAAAGAACCAAUUUUAACCUGAAACAGCUUCCUCAUAACUGAAGCUUCAUCUCCAUCACUGUGCAGGCUGUAAACCGGAGCCUUCAUGGUUGUCUCAUUUCUCCAUCCCAGCACUAUAAGGUGUCAUAACCGCUUGAAAUAACCAGCGCAUCUGUAAAAUAUGCAUGGACUAAGACGACUUUAUACCAUCUUAAUAUGAAGUAAGAAUAACAAAAGCAUUGUGUUGUUUUUUUUUUCAGUCUUGAAAUUUGCAGCUUGAAUGCCGUGACCUUGCUGGAGGAGUUGCAUUGAACAUUUGUAAACACAUGUCUCCAUCCAGUGCAGGACACUGAAAGAACCUCUUUGUGCUUAUGAAUUUGAUAAGUAAUGAGCGGGUAAUUCGCUAUGAUAAUAUCUGAAACCUGCGUUGAAAGCUGCUGUAAAGAUUUGCACACCUCGCCUCUCUUUUGCCUCCACAGCGGUUCGUUUAGAUCAGUCUUCUCAGGUCACAGCGGUAAAAUUGCUGAUAAGCUUGUAAUUUAAAUGCUUUGGCCUUCCUUCAGGUUCGUUGUUGUUCAUGUGGAAGUCACACUUCUCCUGUGCAAAUGUUUUUCUCUUUUCACACACCUCAGAGGCCUUUCAGUGUAAAGAAACAGAAGCUGGUCAGCUCAGGAUACACGCUUGGGGGGGGAGAUUCUGCAACAUCUGUAAACGGCCUUGAGUAAAUACAGACAAUCCAGUUUCUCAAGUUGUGCUGGAGUCAUUUAACGCCAAAGAACAACAACAAAUGUGAGAGUAGCAUUAGGGAAGUAUGCUCCAUAUGACCCCCACGACAUGCAAAUGAUCAGUUCCUGAAAAAUGCGACAAAGUCCAGACUUGCUGUUGACCUUAGAGCAGUGAAUCAGCAGGUGGACAGCAAAGCCGUGGAACGAGUAAAUCCCUGUGUGAUUAGGGGGAGAAGCUGCAACAACACCCAGCAGCUCAUGACACAUUCGCACAAACCCUCUCGCUGCUCUUAUGCAACACUGUGGUUAAGUGGGCUUUACCCUCCUCAGAGACAUCUAACACGACAUUACACUGACAAGAAGUAAUGACCACUGCGCCUUCUCCGUUAAAACUUCCUUUUCACUGAAUUAAUGUUUCCUCUCUGUCACAUAAAUCCUGUUUUUAAAGAUUUCACCUGAUCAGAUGAGCGUUAAAGUCAAAGGAUUUCCUGCAAAUAAAGUAGGACAACUACAUUUUUAUUCAAUUUGACAUGGAAAUUGAUAAUUUCAUUUCAGUGCAAUUGAAAGUGGUGAUGGUUACUAAACUGUUCAGAAAAAAUGAAAAAAAAAAACUUCAGGUCACGUUGUUAUUCUCCAAUCCAAUAUUUUUGUUCGAAAUUCUUGGUAAAUUCUGUCCACCCUGAAAUAAUCCCGAGUUAAACCCAACAAAUCCAAUCAUAGCGAGGAGCUUAAAUAGCCUUUUAAAAAUAUUUCCUCUAAAAAACACGUUUUUUCUCUUUUUAUACACGAUCCAUUUUUUUAUAAUUGAGUUGAAGUUACAGUAAGAAAAGCAAAAACAUGCAGAUCAUCUACUGAAAAGAGAAUAUGAAGAGACAGCUCGAAUUCAGGGAUUAAGAAGCUCCUUAGUUUCUUUUUCUAGCAGAAAAAACAAAUAUUUGUGGGUUUGUUGAGAUUUUAUAUCUUUGUUAAUUUUAGAUUUUGUGCUGUGGUUUCAUCCCAGCCUGUAAUCUCGGUCUCUUCCAGCUCGGUCUCUCCCUGGUUUUCACAGAGCUGUAGCCUCCCUCCUGUUAGUUUUUGAUUUUAAAUCAGUUGCAUUUUCCAUCUCAGCUUUUGAAACUCAUUAUUAUUGACUGGCCUUCACCUGAUGCUGUCCUCUCUUUCAUUUUAAAUGUCUUUGAAUAUUUCAUCCUAUUUCAUUUCUCACUUUGCCUCCAUCUUUUCUUGUCCUACAUUUACAAUUUCUUUUUCUUACCAAAUCAAUUUUCAGUGACCGCUUUUUGAUUUAUAUUUUUAUUUGAUUGCACUUAUUCAAUUGCCUCUUGCAUUUUUUUAGUCGCAUUUAAGUUCAUUUUAAAGCCUCAUCUCUUCCUUUUAUUGGCUUUAAGGCCUCACUGUGUUUUGACUGUUAAAUUGUCUUAUUUCCUCUCUAUUUAAUUAUUUUAUCUGCUGUAAUUGUUUCAAUCUUUGAGUUUAUUUUAACAGCCCUCUUGUAAUGUCUUAACUCUCAGUUUCAUAAAACGUCCCUGAUAAAAACUUGUAUUAUCUUGUAUUAUCACGAUCAUGUCAGCCUCUCUCUUGUCAUGCUCAUUCUGUCCCUCGGCUUUUCAGACAUACGUCGAUACACACAUCCGAUAAAAUACUUGAGGAUGUGGCAACAAUUGUACUGUUGUUCUUCGGAGCCUUGAUAUUACCAAAUGUUGCAUUUAAACGCAGCUCCUAUCGCUAAAAGUCGACAAAUAUUCACGGGUUAACGGAUCAAAGAGGAAACAUUAAACCUAAAAUCUGCGUCAGUCAGUUCAGGACUCUAAAAUUGGAUUUAUGGCUGGAGCUGAAUGUCACAUCGAAUAUCUUUCUCUUUUUGCAGUGAGGAGCUGUCAAUGCUGGACUCCCUGAUCUCUCAGUGUUUGGAUCUGUGAGGCUGGGGGACACGACACCCAGCCGACCACUAAACCCAAGAUGAUGAGCUCCAGCGACGUCGACAUCCGAGGUGAAGGUAUGGAAACUAAACUCACACUUUUCUGUCCGUUCAUUGGAAUCAAAAAACAAAAAAAAAGCUGUGUGUGUGUGUGUGUGUUGUACGUACUUGACCAUGGUGGCAAUAAUCUUGAUUAGGCUCAGUGGGAUUAUGAAUAAUCCUCGUUGGCAGGUUGACAGAAUAUCAUUAAAGCAGCUUUAAUGUUUUUGGAACAGUUGGUGAAUAAUUUGGCAGGAAGUCACAACAACUGUGACCACAUUUCAUCUUUAAUCCUCAUUGUGUUUCACUAGGAGGUGUUACUGUCAGAGUUUUUAUUUGUAUUUGACUGUUUAACCCUUUAUGUUGAACAUUUCACUCGAUUUUUGACUUGAAGUCUAUUUUCCUCCAACAAAGCAAAACUUCUCUCUUAUUUUUACCACACUUUACCGGAAAAUUUGGCAUGAAGUCUGCAAGAUAUUAAAAAAAGAAUAACAAUGCAAUAUGCAACAGUAUUGUUCUGUACUCUGUGAUAUUAAUGAGAUUAGAGCCUAAGAGUCAUUGUGCAAUUUAAUAUGUGAUUAGUCGAAUAGUGUUCGGAUAAUCCAUGACUGUGAGAAUAAUCAUUAGGUGUGGUCGUGAUGCCUAAACUGUUAUUGUCCAGAUUAAAGGUACAUGCAGACAGAGGAUGUUUAUGUGCCCACUUAAAGGUGGGGUAGGCAGGAUUCUGUUAAAGAAGACUCUUUGUUAGUGGUGUAAAUACAAAAAAGCUUUUAAUAUCAGUCAAAAGCUAUUAGUUAAUAAUGACAUCUGGUAAUAUAAUGAUAUCUCUGUGUUUUGUUAUGUCUGUGUCGUCAACAUUUUAACAUUUUUGAGCGGUCCGCUCUUUCUGACUGUAAACAAAGCCAUUCUCCACCUCCUCUAACCUGAUUGGCUGUGAGGCAGACGCUGCUCCCUCGUGUUGUGAGGCAUGCUCCACAUCCUCGAUUAACGUUCAUGAGCCUGCUGUGACAGUAGAAACCAACCAGAAAGUUCAGAAAAUUGUCUGAAUCCUCCUUUGGCCACGACUGCCGACACAAGCAAGAAAACAAAGUAAAUACCGGAGACUCUGGAGGAAUAACGGGCGCUUAAAACGGAGGUAGACCGGACAAGAGCCGGGUCAACAUAAUUGAAGCAUAGACGCUUUGUGAUCUUGGUGACCCUGUAACCUUCCCUGUAAACCGCUUUAACAAAGUAAGCCAAGCGCCUGUAACAGAAGUGUUUCUUGUCAAACGGACCUGCUGUAGCGUGUUGUAGCGCCAUCGCUAAACUGUCCUCCCUCGGGUCCUGGACUAUGUCACUUUAUCCUCGUUGUAGAAGUCCUGCAAACAUUGUGUUUGCUGGUAGUCUGUUGGCAUCUACAGUAGCACCAAUGCUUUUGACUUUCACCUUGACUGGGCCCCAUUUGUAAUGAUCUGAAGUAUUUAUCUGCAUUAUAUCUGAAUUUAAUUGGAACGAUACGAGCGAGCAGGAGCGUCUGUUUGUGGGCGGGGCUUGUUGGAGCAGAGCGGGAGGGGAGAGGAGGAGCUGAGGGGAAAACUGGUUGGGAGGGGUAGAGUUUACAUUCAAGAUUUCUCCCAGAAACAGGCACUUCUUCAGAUCCUGCCAUUGAUUGUUGUGAUGUGUUUUGCUGCAAAUGCUCACAUCAGGAUGAGUUUGUGAUCUAUUGUUUAGCCCUAAUCCAAAGUUCUUUAUUCUCUUCCUAUGGUGAAGUAGUUCAAACAUCACUUUCUCGUCAGACAAGAUCAAAUUCUCGCCACCUUUAUUAACUUAGCCUGCAAAUAUUUGCUCUUUCCGCCGUCUCAGCUGGGUUAUUAACAUCGCCCUACAAGCACUUACAGCUCAGUCAGAGUCACUGCCUUUUCCAGGAACUGUGUCUGGAUUCCCUUUACUGAUGCCUACCUGAGGCAGGUAAGAGACCAGUUUGGACACUUGUAAUGUUAGGUAGAUCAGGCUCAGGCUUGACACCAGGAUGUCUCGAAUGAACAGCAGCCGCUGGUGUCCGGUUUCAGCUGUGGAUUACAUUUCAGUCGUACUCAGAUCUGGUUUACUGCAGUGGUUUGAUCUGAAGCUAACAGCUUUUAAAAGAUACUUUGUUUUUUUGGAGUAGGUGUUGUCAGUUCUGUUUAGAUUAUCCCAAAUCUACUUAACUCGCAGCUGUGACAGAAAUCAAGAGUAUGGUGUGUUUUGCACCAGUGGGCAGUAUGUGUCUUUGCUCUGUCUUUAAAGACCCACUCUGAUGAAAAUCAUGUUUUUCUUGUUGUCUACAUGUUCAUAUGACAUUUUUCUGAUGCUACAGGACACAUCAAGAGCAUUUCUAGGUAUUUCUGCAUUCAAAUCUCUGUGAAUCUCUGGCAGACCCAAACAGCAGGUUCAGACACAGUGAGAUUUCCUACAUCACAAAUCCAAGCUCCGCCCCCGGACUUUAACUUUCAUCAUGUCCCGAAAGACAUUAGUGCUCGAGAGCUGAAUAGCUCCGAUGUUACCUGCCACUUCUACUACACCAGUAAUGUUAGGCCGCAAACUAGCGUUAAGCAGGGCUGUCUCUGCUCAUGACUCAGAGGUGAAUUGCUAAUGAGCUACUGGAGCUCUGCAGAAGAAAAGUUCUUGAAAAUGACACAGGAAACAUGAUUUUAGCUAAAAGCUUCAUAAUCACAAUUUAAAGAUCACUGAGAACACUUUAAGUAGUAAAAAGAAAAAUGGUCGGAGUGGGACUUAAAGUAUUGAAGUAAUAUUUCUAGAGUGUGUUCAAGCUCUGCUGAGCUGAAAAUCGCUGCUCGUUUUAUUGUGCAGAGGUGAUGUGAAGUUCGAGUUCAGCCGGGAUAUUUUAAAACGCAGGGCUUUGUGAUGUAAAGACGAGCCUCAGUGUCACUUCAGUAUCAGUUUUCACACAUUCAGUCGAUGAACACUCUGCUCUUUAUCUAUUUUCCACCCUCAGCUCGUCUCUGGUGGUUAAAGGGUAACGAGAGUCACGAGAGACUAAAGUGGAUUCCUCUGAAGGCAGCAGGCACAUCAGUAAACAAACCCAUAACAGGAGUCCGUUUGAGCAGCAGCAGCAGUAGCAGCAGCAGGGCUUUUGUUUGGGCGGAGACAAUAUUUUUUCAACCUCCUGAUGUGCAGCCAAACUACACGAUAGCUGUCUUGUGAUUAUUACAGUCGGGCGUUUCUUAAUAGACUAUUUAUUUGUGCGAGACUCGACCAUUCAAACUCUGUCGCGUGAUAUUUCUGAAGUGCAAACCAAAAGAGGAAACCGUGAUUAAAAACAAACUCAAAACUAAUAAUAGAGACGACAAAGACAGUGAAAGAAGAUGCACUUGAAGACUUGAUGUAAAGUUUUUAUCCGUAGAUAACUGACAUCGGACUUCUGCCAUACUCAGUGAAGUUGUCCUCUCCUGUCUCCUUGUCUGUGGUACAUAAGCUGAUGGACGAUAAUCGACUUUUCUGAUCUCCUAGUUUGAUUCAUGUCAAAACCAGACUGACCCAACAUGACCUAAAAACCAGCUGUGAUUUAAAUGUCCUAAAAACCAAGGUUCUGGCUCCUGAUCUGGAUUUUUUUUCUUUCUUAUAUUUUGACACGAGUCGUUGUUUCAGUUUUCACAUUUUUAGACUCUAGUUCAUUUAAAAUGUCUUCUUUUCUGAGCUUGUUUUUUUGUCUCUGCCAUCAAAUCUGUUUUAUUAUCACCUGGAUGAAACCUGAAGUGUUUUUUUUGUCAUGCAGAUAAACUGUCGAUGAUUUCAAUCAUAGAUAUCUUACAUUUGCUGUGAUCACUGAGGGGGAGACAGUGUCAGUGCAGCAAUAUAUCACCAUCCUGACUCCAGAAACAUAUAAAAGUGUCAUAUUCCUGGUGGAAAAUUCAACAUUUCAAUAAAAAAAACUAACAAACGCAGAUUUCCUUCCAAUCCAGCUCACCAAAUUAACACUGCACUUAAGAUUGUCCUGCAAUUGAUUAGAUACGCAGAAUUACUCAGUCUCUGUAUCACAUCUCAUCACAUCACCCUCCCCUGAAUGCUAGCAGUUAGGCUGUUUCAACUAUUUGUCAUACCCCACACCUUCGACAGUCUGUGGUAUGAAAUUAUUACCCAGGUCCGUUCCCAAACCAAAAUAAUAAAAUAAAAUACAGUACAAGAGCAAUCAUAAACAUGCAGCGCAAUAAAAACACAAGAGCUUCAUCGACACAUGAGCCAACACUGACCGUGAAACCCAACUAAUGAAAAUUAAAGUCUUUAUCACCCAAAACUGACACUCAGUCCACGAGGAAAUCAUUGUUCAUGCUCAGAAUUCCCUAAAGUCUGAACCCAGAAUCAGUUAUCAGUGAAUUUUUCCCAUCAAAGUUUUGUCUCCUUACCUGCUGAGCUGAAACCACAGAGUUGUGUCGCUUUACUACGGAUGAGUGCUUUUAAAAACAGCCAUACAUCGUGUUAAAGCAACCGCCUUCAGCAAAUACCUGCAGAUGAGUCAUCAAUGUAAUUAAUGUAAAUGAAUUUCAGUGUCAUCCAUUAUCGUUCAGCUCUUCAGCAGUUAAAAACUAAACUACAAACUUUGUCUUUUGAUUGUUUUCUAAACUUUUAAAUCUACAUUUAAGCUCAUUAGAUUCAUCCAGAAGUCGUCUUUAUGAUCCUCUAACAUCAUCUCUGUUCUAGCGCUCUAGCCGACGUGUGGCGAGUCUGUGGAGGUCAUGAAAACGUCGGUUCCUUACUCAUCCUUUGUGUGUGUGUCUCCCUGCAGGUUCUCUAUUCUCGGACCAAAAUCCAUCAGAAAUGGACGCUCUUUGCCCCUCCCCUCCUGGACCUUCCAGACCUCAGCGUAACUACGAGAGGAUCGGAGAACGGACAGGAACCUCGUGAGUAUCUUAAACCUGACAUCCUCUCAAUCCGAAGCAGACUUAAUGGUUUAAAGGAAGCAAAUCUGAUGUGAUGUGAACUUUAUUCCCAUCUCCAGGUUUUGUCAGACUCUCAUCCACUUAUUAAAAGGGAACAUCGGUACGGGGCUGCUGGGUCUGCCUCUGGCUGUGAAGAAUGCAGGGCUGGUGGUGAGUACAUGGAGUUUGUCAUCUGAUCUCACGGGGUCACAUGACAUGAUGCACUAUCAGAUUCAGAUCCAUGAUAAAAUACAGUUGGGCUCAGGCUGCACAGCAAGCCUUCUCUUCAUUCUUCUGUUCUGCAGAUGACUCUUUGAAAUUGCAUGGAGUCGUGCCUUUAAGCGUAUAGUUGAUGUAAUUUUUCACAUGUAGUUCAGAUGUUCCAGGAGCUUCACUUCCCCGAGCUGAGAGCCUGGUUCACAGAAUCACGCAGAGCUGUGGUCGUGCUGUGAAAACGUUCGCAUGUUGCACCGAAGUGAAAGAUUGUGGUCGAGACAGGUGGUUAGUGCUGAACCAGAUCAGAUAUAAGAUCUAUUCCUCCGCUGCUCUAAGAUAGUUUAACAAAAGCCACUGCGGUGAUGUUCAUCAGGAAGUUACUGCUGUUUACGAGGCUGAUGACUGGUGCUGGUGAAAAUGAUCAUGCGCUUCUUUUAACAGACACCCGACAGUUAUUCUUGUUCUCUGUUAAACUGCUGAUCGUUUUUUCUUUUCUUUAAUGUUAAAUUCAGCCAAUGAUUAAUCCGUCUCAGCUUGAAAAUGAACAUGAAAUCUAAAGAACUCCUCGUAUGAGCUAUUCUAACCAUCAUUUUUAGUCUUAAUCCUUUGCUUUGUGCUUUUGUUGUUUGGAUAGAGAUCAUUUUUCUGACUUAUAUUUACCUAAAGCUUCCCUGAAGAGUUUUGGACGGGCCAUGAAAGUGUUGGAGUGGUUGUGACGACCUGUCCUGGGUGAACCUCGCCCCCUCUGACUCUCCUUUCUCUCUUUUUCCCCCUCACUCUCUCUCCACUCUCUUCAGCUCGGACCGGUCAGCCUGCUGUGCAUGGGGGUCGUAGCAGUCCACUGUAUGAGGCUCCUGGUCAAAUGCUCUCACCACCUCAGUGCAAAGUAAGUGAAAUCACAAAGAAAGCCACACCUAGAAAGCACACUCAGUGGCUUGUUCAGAGGAGUUGAAAUGUCACCUUAAUAUCUCUCUGCUGCCAGCUCCUCCUCACAGAGCAAAUAGCAAAGACUUGAUUAUGCAAAUAGGCUUCUGAGACUACGAAUGCAAAAUAAAUGCUGAUGCUUUUAAAGUGAAACUAACUUCUUAAUGGCAUGUGACUGAUAGUUCCCUGUUUAUGUGUCCUUGAGUGAAACCCUCGCCUCAAUUUGCGUCACAUUUGACAAAACGUCUCUAAUAACUCUGACAAUUUGGAGUCUUGGAGGUUUUAAAGUCUAAUAAUUACAAAGAAGUGACAUUUUCGAGCUUCAGUUCAAAUAUCCUUCGAAAAUAUCCAGUUUUAGCAGAAUCUGUUGUUUCGUGUGCAGAAAAACACCAUUUGAAGAAAAAGAGCCCUCUGCAAUUUUAGUUGCCUUUGAGAUAGAAAUGCUGGAGGCUAAAGACAGACAGUUUUUUGUGGGUGUCUUAAAUAUGCAUGUAUAAGGAUAAUUCAACUCCUGAAAAGCAGAACAGACUCGGCGUUUUACUGUUUCAGUCGACCUCAAACACAUCGCUGAGUCAUGAGGUGCUUCUCUCUGCUGUGAAGAGAGCAUCGUCCCUUCUUUCCCGAAAAUACACGCAGAUAAGGCAGGCUGAGAUAAACUGGGUUCAGAUAAAAGUCACUGAGUUUGACUUGAUUUAGUUUUGUGCGACAGCUGCGGUUGUUUGUUUGUAGAUCACGGCCUGAAGACAAUCUGUCGUCAUUACCCCUGUUCCUCUCUCAGCAGGUCCUCUUCGGCUUUUUGCUGCUCUAUAAUCUAGUCACUGUAAAACCACAGCUUCUGCUUUGGCUGUCAUGUGUUUGCUGAGCUGUUCCCUGAGCCAGCAGUGACUGUUAGUUUGUCGCUAACAGAUUAAACUCCACUUGGCCUCUCCGCCCUCCCCUCUCUGUAAUAAACAGCAUAUGGGAACUGAGUUUAUACCCGUCUUCAAAUAGACAUAACGUGACUGACCUGUGAUCAGCUCCACCAAACAGAGUGCUGUGGGAUUAUAUAACUGAGCCAAUAAACUCCUGAAAUGAUCUGUGAUCUGUUUUACAGCUGUAAUUGUGUGCCAUCCAUCUGAGGUGAUUAUCACACUCCUGUGCACUUAACUUUCUAUUAGGUCCAUAUUGGUGUGUGUUGCAGUUUGCGCUGUCCUGCCCUUUGCCCCGUUCAUGCAGGGACAUACGCAAGCAUGCCCUGUAACGCUAAAGAGGAUUAAGAAGAUAGAGAGCAUGAAUGACGAGAGUUUACACAGCAGGCUCCCACAAAUAGAUUCUUCUGUACUUGUACUUGUACUCGACUGCUAAAAAUACCAAACUUAAAUCGACUGAAGAGAUCCAGAGAAGAAAAACAAAAAUGCGAGAAAAAUGUUCCUCUUCCUGUUUUAAAGGUUUCUGUGUUACAUCACCAAAAAGCUUCACUCCCUCCUCGUCUUUCCUCACAGACGGGCAGGAUCCAUAAAGUCCCUUUACUCAGACUUAAACCUCCAAUUAUCUGUUCACAUAAGUCCUUUCUUCACAGUUGUACAGAUCUAUUUCAUUCUUUUAUUUUCAGCUCUGAAUGUCAUAAUGCAACGCUUGCUUUGCUACUGUCACAGGUUUUUCCACAACUUUUGUUUUCACUUUAGACUGAUGAAAAGUAUUGAGUCAGUCGCAGUUAUAGGAGGGGUUUCUUUUAGUCAGCAAGUAUUGCAAGAAUAAAACAACUUUAAUUUUAUUUUGACUAGCUGUGAUUAAGAUUAAACUCAUAAUACAGUUAAAGUACAAUGACAUUAUCUGUGCAGUUCUUUUGAAGAAGUUUGAGUUUUGAUGUUUUUGUUUUUUUCUUUCAUAUGCAACUUAAAAGCUUGACGUUACUAAAAAAGUUCAACUCUCUGGACAGAACAAUAAACAGGCACUAAAAUCUGGCAUGAUAGCUGUCAGUUGUGAACCAUCGUGACUUUGACCAUUAGGUAAUGGACUACAGUUUUUACACUUUGAAGGGAGGCAUUGUGGUCCAUGUUUGGGGGGUUCCUGGAACAUUUAAGCGUUGUUUGAGUUUAAUUACGUUUUCAUGGGUAAUUGAGCUGUUUUGGAUUUCUGGGUUUAAGGAUGGAUGAUGAGUAAUAGCCAGGUGGUCAGAUGGAUGGAUGUUUUUUUUCAACAUAGCUUAACUUUGUUAAUUGGUACUUUUUUAGAGCAAGCCUCCAAAAGCCAGAACCACAGUUUUGGUUCUUAAGCAUUUUGUUUUUUUGGGGAAUCAACCAUCCGACCAACCAAUCAACCAUCCAGCCACUUAACCAAACAACUAAUGAGCCACUGAACCAUCCAACUAAACACCCAACUGCUCAAUGAACCAACCAUUCAACUAAACAACUAACCACCCACCCACCUACCCAACCAAACAUUCUUCCCAAUUAUUCAACCAACCAACCAACCAACCAUCAACCAACCAUUCAACCAGCUCUCCAACGAUUCACCGACCGAACUAAUCACCCAACCGCUCAAUUAACGAACCAUUUAACUAACCAACCAACCAUUCAACCACCGAAACUACCAACAGUCCAACCAUUUACUUACCUAUCCAAUUAACUUACCAACCAACCAAACAAUCAACCAACUCUCCAACGAUCCACUGACCAAACUGACCGGUCAACAAAGCACCCAACCAUUCAACCACCCAACCUACCAACAGUCCAACCAUUUACUUACCUACCCAAUUAACCUACCAAAAAACCAACCAACCAACCAUCCAACCACCUAUUUGAUCAACCAACAAGCAUCCAACCAAACAACCAUUCAACUAAAUAACCGACCACCCUAACCCUACCCAGCCAAUUACUCUCCCCAAUUAUCCAUCCAACAGUCCAACCAUUUACUUACCAACCCAAUAUACUUACCCACAAACCAACUAAUCAUUCAACCAGCUAUCCUACCAACCACCCACCGACCAGCCAGUCCUCCAACUGACCAACCAACAAAGCACCCAACCAUUUUACUAACCAACCAACCAAAUAUUCAACCACCUAACCUACUAACAGCCCAACCUAUGAACCAACCAUUAAAUACCUACCCAGUUUACUUUCCAACCAACCAAGCAACCAACCAACCACCUACCAAACCAACCUAUCACUCCACCAGCCAACCUACCAAAAAAACAAACCACCCAAACACUCAUCCACCCACCUAACCAUCCAAUUAACUCAAUCAAGUAUCGAACAAACGGACCUACCAACCAGGUAAACAACCAACUGACUAACUGACUGAGUCUUGUAAAGUCAGUUAAACGAUGAGUCUCUGUGUCUUCCUUCAGGGUGAACAGGCCGUUUCUGACCUAUGGUGAAGCGGUGCAGUAUGGGAUGGAAAACGUUUCAUGGCUGAGGAGACACUCGCAGUGGGGAAAGUAAGACGACUAUCUAACCUGCUUUAGUGAAACGGUUUUUUACUACUGUGUGUGUAUGUAUAAUAUGAUAUUUAAGCUUUUACAGGGGCACAUCUCUCACCUUUAAAAACAAAGAUACAAAGUGCUGCACUAGAUAAACAUAAAGACACACAAUCCUUCUCGUUGUCUGACCUCUUCUUUUGUCUCCCUCAGGCAGACAGUGAACUUGUUUCUAAUCAUCACCCAGCUGGGAUUCUGCUGCGUCUACUUUGUCUUCCUCAGUGACAAUAUCAAACAGGUCAAGAUCACUCACUCAACACAUUCACACACACACAGACACACCAAUUAGAGCUCGAAAUGAACGAGACACACAAACAAUUAUCUGGAGUAGUCCCCAAAAUGUACGCCUUUUAGUAAUUUACACAUCAAAAUAUGAAGAAUUGAAGCCAAUAUGAGGGAUUUCUUUAAUUUAACAUCAACAUAAACAUCAAUAUGUGAACACUAACCAUCGUCAGGGUAACAUGUUGUCUAAUAGUUGUCUGCGGGUUGUUGGAAAGACUGUUUGCUGUGUCAAUAUCACAUUCAGGUCACUGUAUCUUCUGACCUUUUACCUGCUCAGCUCCAGAAAUCAGAGCAACUCUCCGAAGUAAACGUGUCCCAGAUCCAUGUGUCCGAACACAGCUCUGUUUACUCUGAUUAUGGACUUGUGGAAAUAUCCCAGCAAUGAUGGUAACAUGAGAGGUAUUUGGUUUAUACGGCAGGUGAAAUGGGGAGAAAGGGCGUUCAAGUACAGGGAUCUAGUCUUAGCCUUUCAGUUGUAGACCUGCAUAUGGGGUAUGGGGUACAAAUAAUCCCUCAAACUGCCGUCUACCCAAAGCUGUCAAUAAGCUUAAGAUGUAGAUGUUAUUGAUUCCUCAUUGAUGGAUGUCUGAUGUCGAUCUCUUGGAGGUUUUUACUUUUACUGUCUGAGCGUCUCGAUCUGCUGUGUGUUUAUCUCUGAAUGUUGUUGGACCUUUGGCCAGUGUUCCCAUCGCCUUUAUCAGCCCUGAGCUAAAAAUCUGGGAGUUUAACUGUUUAUGUCACUGAAAACUAAAACCUCUAAACACCCGAAAAAGGAACUUUUUCUAAAACUCUGUAUUUGAAUAUCAUCCAGUCCCUCAGUUUGGACCACUUUCAAGUGCUCCCCUCUUCCUCUCUGUUAUAAAGUAAGCUCCAUAUAGAGGCUCAGAAGCUGGUUUCAUCUGGGUGCAGGGAUCAGAUUCAGCUGCAGGCGUUCUUUGUUCUUCCAGAUUGUGCAAACUAAAGGGAAAGAGCGCUAUAACUCACAGAAAAGAGGCAGUUUGCCAUGAAAAAUAAACUCUUUAAUGGGAAAAAGUGGGAUUGCUUCCACGACUGCUUCGUGCUCACUGUUUCUGACUCUUUCUGCUGCUUGUGAACGUGUUAGAUAAUCACCUCUGCUCUGAUUUCCUGAUGGGCUGCGGUUGUGUCCAGCGCCAUGUGUAACUCCUAAAUUGGGAGGAAAAGUCUGGGCUGUUUCCAAACGCGCCCUUCUAUGUAUUACAGCUUUUUAACCACUAGAUGGUGCCAUUCGUCUACUGUAGCAGCUUCCUUCUCUUCACAACUCUCACACCAGUUUGCAUAUUUGUGCUUUAGACGUGUUGAAUGUUUUCGUGUAAGUUUUGGAUAUGUAAAAUCUAUGAAAAGUAGCUUCCAAUACAUAUGAUAUAAUAUUUAUUUCAAUCAAAGUCUCAGAAGUGAGAAGCACAGGUGCCUCUCCUCAAUAAUUUGACUCUGCUCUCUGUUUCCAGGUGGUAGAAGCAGCCAACGCCACCACCUUCAGCUGCCACAUCAACUUCACCAACCAGACGCAGGUCCUGGUGCCGAGCUUCGACUCUCGUCUCUACAUGCUCUGCUUCCUGCCUUUCUUCAUCCUGCUGGUCUUCACCCCCAACCUGAAGUACCUGGCUCCGCUCUCGCUGAUGGCUAACCUGGUCAUGACAGCCAGUCUGAUCCUCAUCUACUUCUACUCUCUGAUGGUAAAGAACAAAUUUAUGUUUCUCGCUGAUGCCGUGUGUAAAAUGAAUCCUGUAGAAAAAUGUUCUACACUCAGGAAACUGUUCAAAGUAGUAUAAAGAAAAUACGCUCAAAUUUGGAGCAGUUUCGCUGAACUAAGACGUGUAAUUUUGUGCUGAAGUCAACCUUAACCGCAGUGGAUAUAAUCCAGAUUGUUCUAUGAUAAGUUAGGUGGAGAUUUCCCAUGUGCAGGACUGUAAUCUUUAAAAAAGUAAUAGCAGAUGAAAUCUAAUACGACCUUUUCCUCAUUUUAUUUUACAAGUGGCCCCUUAAAGCAGCACUUUUCCCUCUGUGUGUUAUAAUCCAUCUCUUUGUUUCUACUCUGCUGAUUGGGUCCCCGGGUUGUUAUGGAUAACGGGACAACUGAUAGUGACAGAGUCUGCAGAUUACCUGGUUUCCUGUUAUGGAGUAUUUCAUCAUGCGGCUUCUGCCCUUUUACAGAUAUAUAGCAGUCGUGUUCCCAGAGAAACGGCCUUGCCUUGAAAAAAAAGCAAUUUCUUGCAUCAGAAAGCUUACAAAGAUUCAGCGCUAAGUGAUAUAUGUGGCCUGUGUGGUUCCUCGGUGGCUGAUGAAUCACCUGAGCAGAGAGUUUUAGAAAAGCAGAAGUAUAAAAGCCUCAAGCGUGGCGAGAAACUCCAGGAACCUCUCUGUAUUUCACUCCGUUUGAUUUGCUGCCUCUCUCUGCAGUUAACCCCCAGUUUUAAUGGAGUUCUCAUGUGCCCGCUCCAGUUUCAUUUUACACGCUACACAUCGUGGUCUUAAGCUUUUGGCUCAUCUCUGUGACCUUCAUUUUAAGAGGAAUAUAAAGUAUGGUCAUCCGGAGUAAAAGCAUAAAGAGGUUUCGCUGUCAGCAGCUUUUAGUCCAGCCACCUUUACUGAUCUGUGAGAGUUACAGCAGAAGUGUGAUCAUGAGAGUCUUUUACUGCUAACAAGGAUGCUGACAGAGUUUUCUGAUAAGAGAGGAAACUGGAGGGCGUAUGAGAGGAUCAGCAAGAAGUUCAAUUGUUGUUUUGAAGUCGAGUCAAAUCGUAGUUUGUUUCUUUUUUCAGAUAUAAACAUUAAAUUUGAUAAAGUUGGGUUUUCAAGUGGUUUCAAUAUGACCUCUCAGACAAACUGUUUAUUUAAAUAACAUCAAGAAUUCAUCCAUCUUUAUGCUGAUGACACUGUCCUUUAGACUCCUGCCAAUUAGGGAUGGGCGGUAAAUUAUUGUUCACAAUAUAUCGUCAGAAAAAUCCUCCAUGAUAAAUAUUUGCCAUCUCACGAUAAAUACGCUAAAUCCCUCCACAUGAAGGAUCUCCUUCAAGUUUGUGGUUUAGAUGAGUCCAGUCAGGAAUGCCUGACGUCGGGUAGUGGAUCUGCUGCUGUUCACUCUGUGUAAUAAGAGUUUUUAACAAAUGUCGAAAAUUUUACAUUUCAGACUUGUUGGAUGUCAUUAGUUUUCUCCAUAACCCACCACUAAAACUUGUGGUGAAGUAUCUUAUUUGACUACUCCAGCUGGUGUUCUCAAGACUAAAUGAGUCAAAAAUAUAGAUUGGAAUCAUAUUUUUUAUCGAGACUUUUAUCGUUAUCGCCAGAAUGACAAAUCUUAAAAAUCUUAAAUUUUCAGCCCAUAUCGCCCAUCCCUACCACCAAUUCAUCCACGAUAAUCUGAACCUGCUGCUGCAUUGUUCUAGGACUAUUUAGGUCAAUAUUUGCUCAUAUCAAAAGUGAACAUUUUGAACUGUAGUGCCAGUGUUAUUGUGCAUACCUAGUACAGGUUUUGGCUUUGUCUUACAUCAGGAUUUAAACUAUGUCAGUUUAUAUCUGAAUGCAGUCUUUGUCCUCACAUCUUGAGCGGUCACUGUUAAACAUACAGAUCCUUUUGUCAAGAGCCAGAGUUAAACAAAAGGGAAAGGAUCCAAAUGCAGACAAAAAAGGAUUUAUUUAAAAAGAACUAAAUGAAAAACAACAAAAACUUACUUGAAAAUAUCGGACCAAAAAAAAAACACAAGAAGCAAAAUUCAAAAGAUCAAAAAUGCACUGGGAAACAAAACACAAGGAGAAAACUAGGGACACACGCAUACGCUGACAUAAACAUACAUACAUACAUACACACACACACACACACACACACACACACACACACACACACACACUCACAAUGAACCAACAAGGACAGAGGAGAAGACAGGAGCUGCGUCCGAAUUGCCAAGUAGUAGUCGAAGUAGUAUCUAGCAUGUCCGAAUUGACCACCGGAGCGAGUAGCAUGCUACUUCAGAUACUACUUCAGAUACUAGACAGGCCCACAUUGUAGGUUGGUCUCGGUGCAUCCUACGGGCAUGCUACUGACCCAAAAUGCACCGCGGGCUUCUUCUUCGUCCUCUUAAAAGUUGUAGAAGCGCAUGUGAUGCUAGCGCCACCAGCUGCUCUGCCUAUUUAAAUGUGUCGCGAACGCCGGCUGGCCACAGCAGCGCGCACCAUGUCGGAGCAGCAGCAGGCGGGAGUGCAGUAGUACAGAUGUAAGUUUCAUGUAAGUUCACACACUGUCCUAAAAAAUGUGCGGUUGUAUCUCUUUGUCAUGUCAUGGUGUCAUAUUUGCCCAAGUAAUCAUUUUAUGAGCAAAUAUGUGGCGACAUCAUGGAGGUAAAGCUCACUUAUUCCAUCAUUAAACUGCACAGCUGCAGUACUACAGCCAGGCCCGCAGAUGAGGGGCUUCAGUUACCACUGUCUGCACGGGCGCAGUACCUACUCUCUGCCUGCGGGGGUCGUCUUUUCCCACCGCUUGUCUAGUGUGUCCGAAUUGGGCCAACGUGUUUAGUAUGUAGGAGUAGGAUCUAGCAGUAGUAUGUAGCAGUAGCAUGUAGUAUCCGAGCGGGCAGUUCGGACGCAGCAAGGGACUAUAUACACACACCGGGAAAUGAGCAACAGGUGAGACAGACGAGACACAGGUGAGACUCGGGCGAUUAACAAAGGAGGGAAAACUAGGGAAGUAAAACCAGACUAGAAACACAAGGAAUCAACUCCUACAAAAUAAAACAGGAAAUAAACACUGAAAACUGAUUUAAAGAAUAAAACACAGAGAGCAGGGGGGAAACAGGGUCAAAGACAAACUGAAAAAACUCACAAGACUGGAUCACAGGGAACAGGAACACUAGGGAAAAUACACAGAAAGUAAACUCAAAGAACAAAAUCAGGUGAAAACUAAAUUAACAGAACAGAUCAUGACAACUGUACAUAAUAUGUUAAUUUAGCAAUAAAGCAAUUUAUUAUCUUUGUCUGGUAAAAAGCCUUAGCAUUGUAGUGAAGUGCAAAACCUCCAAUGUACCCAGCUGAGCCGUGUGGUCUCUCACAGAUGUCAGGUCUAGAUGAUCCUAAACAAGAAGAGGAAUGAGGAGCUCAGUCUGGUAUAAUCUGAGGAUUGAUGACCUUGAUGACUUUGACUAAAAUCACCUUUGUGGGCGGCAGAAAAAGAGGAGACACAGAUUUGAGAAAGGAUUAUGAAAAGGGUUAAUAGAAAAUAAACAAAGAGCACAAACCAAACAACACAUGAAGAAAGAAAACAAGUUAGAAAAACUGACGCUCCCUCAGAGGUCAACAAGCCAGAGAGAAAGAGAGAGAGAGAGAGAGAGAGAGAGAGAAAGAGAGAGAGAGAGUGGUAUAUAUUUGAAUAUGUGUGGAUAUCAGGACAAAACAGUGGAAAUGUGUCAUUGAUCAAUGAGGUUUAUAUGAGGGGAAUAAAUGUUGGUGCAGUUGAUCUUAAGGUUGGCUGCAGCCUUGAUAACCUCUGCUUGUUGGAGUUUAAGAGUCUAAAGUUCACAUCGCCGCUCCUCUUCCUGGAAUGUUGUAAAAAUUGAUAACCCCUCCUGGAUCAGAUCAGGUCCAAAGUCUGAGGAUGGUUGUAACUAACAUACACUGAGCUGACUCUGGAUCAGAGAUCAGACCAGGAAAUAAAACUCAGUCAGUCGUCGUCGACAGCGAGUGUUGAAAUGGCGCAGAAAGGAGUUCAUCUGGACCGUGAGUCUUUCUCUUGUUCCAUCUGUUUGGAUCUUCUGAAGGAUCCGGUGGCUGUUUCCUGUGGACACAGCUUCUGCAUGAGCUGUAUUCAAUCCUACUGGGAUACUGAGGAUGAGAAGAAGAUCUACAGCUGUCCUCAGUGCAGAGAGACUUUCACACCGAGGCCUGUCCUGUUGAUAAACACCAAAAUAGCAGGUUUGGUGGAGGAACUGAAGAAGAGCGGACUCCAAGCUGCUCCUGAUGAUCCCUCUAAAGCUGGACCUGAAGAUGUGGUCUGUGACGUCUGCAGUGUGAGAAAACGGAAAGCUGUCAAGUCCUGUCUUCAAUGUCUGGCUUCUUACUGCCAGAUUCACCUCCAGCCUCAUUUUAAAUCACCUCCAUUCAAGAAACACAAGCUGGUGGAGCCCUCCAAGAAGCUCCAGGAGAACAUCUGCUCUCGUCAUGAUGAGGUGAUGAAGAUCUUCUGCCGCACUGAUCAACAGUCUAUCUGUUAUCUCUGCUCUGUGGACCAACACAAAGGCCACGACACAGUCUCAGCUGCAGCAGAAAGGACUGAGAGGCAGAAAGAUCUGGAGGAGAGUCGAGGAAACAUCCAGCAGAGAAUCCAGAACAGAGAAGAAGAUGUGAAGCUGCUCCAACAGGAGGUGGAGGCUAUCAACGGCUCUGCUGAUAAAGCUGUGGAACACAGCCAGGAGAUCUUCAGCCAGCUGAUCCGUUUGAUGGAGAAACGCCGCUCUGAGGUGGAGCAGCAGGUCAGAUCCCAGCAGGAACGUGAAGUGAGUCGAGUCAAAGAGCUUCAGGAGAAACUGGAGCAGGAGAUCACUGAGCUGAAGAGGAAAGACGCUGAUCUGCAGAAGCUCUCACUCACAGAGGACCACAACCAGUUUCUGCACAGCUACUCCUCACUGUCAGGACCGGGUCAACCUGCAGACUCAUCCAGAAUCAACAUCCGUCCUCUGAGAUACUUUGAGGAGGUGACAGCAGCUGUGUCAGAGGUCAGAGAGAAACUCCAGGAUCUUCUGACAGAGACGUGGACAAACGUCUCACAGGCAGUGACUGAUGUGGAUGUUUUACUGUCAGAACCACCAGAACCAGCAGAACCCAAGACCAGAGCAGAUUUCUUAAGAUAUUCAAAAAGAAUCACACUGGAUCCAAACACAGCAAACAGAGAAAUUUUAUCAUCUGAUGGAAACAGAAGAGCAACAAGGACAAAACAACAACAGUCUUAUCCUGAUCAUCCAGACAGAUUCACUUAUUGGAUUCAGGUCCUGAGUAGAGAGAGUCUGACUGGACGUUGUUACUGGGAGGUGGAGCGAAGAGGGGGCGGGCUUUGUCUAGCAGUCGCAUACAAGACUAUCAGGAGAGCAGGGAACUCAGUAGAUUGUAGAUUUGGAUACAAUGAGAAAUCUUGGAGGUUCGAGUUUCAAAAUGACAAAUAUGAAUUUCUGCACAACAAAGUCAUCACUCCUGUCUCAGGUCCUCAGUCCUCCAGAGUAGGAGUGUACCUGGAUCACAGAGCAGGUAUUCUGUCCUUCUACAGCGUCUCUGAAACCAUGACUCUCCUCCACAGAGUCCAGACCACAUUCACUCAGCCGCUACAUGCUGGACAGGCGGUGGGCUACAGUUAUGGAGACUCUGCUGAGUUUAUUGAACUGAAAUAAAGAGAAUUUUGAGUCCAUCAGACCAAAAUCAUGGACUGAGAUCCUUGAACUCUUGAAAUGUUCUGGUUUGUAAAUGUUUGUGGAUCAGUCUCACCAAAAACUCUGGGUUUAGUUCUUCAUUUCAGCUUUUUGAUUCUUUUCUAAAGAUGCUGAUUUGGUCGCAGCUUUAAGGACAGUGAUUGUGGAGAACUUUGAUUGUUUGUAUUUCUCAUGUUGAAAAAUCUUCACAAAUGUUUGAUUAACAAAAACAUCAAGAUGAUGAUUUGUUCAAAUCACCUUCAGUUGGUGCAGAUGUUGAAGGUCUGAGACUUUAGAAAAAAGUGAGGUCAAAAUCACAGAAAAAGGACGACCUUAUUUCCUGUCCCAAAUCCAAGCGUCUAAAGUCUUUCCAGUCGUCCCCAAAAACUCUUCAGAUGAUCUGUUUCUUUCUCUGUUUGCUGAAUAUUUGUUUUCAUGUCAUCGAUGGAUAUUUCUGUCUGCUUCUGUUGGAUCAGUGUGUUUGUAAAGACAUCUAGAAUCAGACUUUUGUCAGAUCAACAUGUUGUUAUGAGCUUUUCAAUCACUUUAAUAAUAAUAAUCACAUUUAUUAGUCCGACUGUUUUUAUGUUUCUGACUCAGCUCAGAUUGUGGUGAAGUCUCUGAUUGUGGGUAAAAACAAUAAAAAUCAUCAAACCGAGUCACUGAAAGCACCUCACCUGUUCUUCUUUAUUUGGUCUGUUUCUACUGGAUGUCAUGUUACCGGCCCGUCUGGGUCAGACAGAGAAAGAGAGAACUGCUGACUGUCAGAAUUGCUGCCUAAAUGCGAGUUGUUUACCUUCAGUUUAAAGUAAGUUCGCCUUUUGGUUCAGUGUGUGUGCUACAGCAGAGCUGAAAGUGAAACUCCGUGCUGAGAAGUCAUAAAUGAUCCACCUAGCAAUAUUUCUGCUGCGUAUAUCAACAUGUAAACAGGCUUCAAUUAUCACUGUUGUCACAAGCCAGGGUUGAGGAAAAGAAAAGGACCCAAAAAUGCAGAAAAAAGGAUUUAUUAUUAAAGAACUAAAAACGACAAAAACUUUCUUCAAAAUGUCCAACUACAAAACCCAAAGGCAAUAUUUAACAAAAGACAUUGGGGAAAAAAAAAACACAAGGAGACAAGGGAUUGUGAACCAACAAAGAAACAGGGGAAGACAGGGACUGUAUAUAUACACACUGGGAAACAUGCAACAGGUGAGGCAGACGAGACACAGGUGAGACUCGGUUGAUUAACAAAGGAGGGAAAACUGAGGAAGUAAAACCAGACUAGAAACACAAGGAAUCAACUCCUACAAAAUAAAACAGGAAAUAAACACUGAAACUGAUUUAAAGAAUAAAACUCUGAGAACAGGAGGGAAAAAGGGUCAAACACAAACUGAAAAAACUCACAAGACUGGACGACAGGAACAAUAGAACAAACACACAGAAAAUACACUCCAAUAAAACCAGGAGAAGAAAAGUAAACUAACAGAACAUAUGACACCUUUUAUAUCCACAGAAUUAGAUGAAGGAGGAUGAAAUCUUCAUCCCUCUCUCUCUCUCUGGAGCUUUGUAGAAUGAAAGUCCCCUGUAUGUUGAGUUCAGUCCACAGCUCCUCAUAAAAACCUUGAUUAUAUUAAAUUAUUUCAUUACAAGUUAAUGUAAUUCCAAGUCUUUGGCAAACAAACAACCCGACAGGCCGAAGAGAGAGCGGUCCUCUCUCUGCAGAAGAUGUCCGUACUGAAUCUGAUAAUGAAUGAUCCAAAUGUUCCUCUUUACUGUCGGUAUGAGGCCUGAUUAGAUGUGAACUUUUACUCUGGUAUUCAGGAAUAACAGAGUCAGGCUUCAGUCUCUGCAGACGGUGAAUGAGUGUUUCUCUGUUUUCCCUCCAGAACAUCCCCUACCCAAUCAACCUGCCGAAAGUGGGCCGAGCGAAAGACUACCCUCUCUUCUUUGGGACGGCCAUCUUUGCCUUUGAAGGGAUCGGAGUGGUGAGUGAUGAAGUUAAAGAUAACAGCUGAUAACAGCCGAACCUCUUUACAUGACUUCGUUAGACGAAAUGUAAUAAGCAGCCAUGACAUGUUUGAGACAUGAGAGAUGCCUUUGAUAGUUUCUCUGCUUUUCCUCUUCUUCGUUUCUUCUUCAUCCUCUUCUUUUCUUCAUCUUCUGCACUUUAGCUUCUUUUCUGCUUCCUUUCAUUUUUCUUUUGCUUUACUCGCUUCUGUUCUUCCUGCUUCUUUUGCGUUUUCUCCGUCUUCCCUUUCUUCUUAUUCUUCUUAGUUUCAUUCCUUUUAUAUUGGUCAGUCUACUCUCCUUUUCCUUUUCUCCUUUUCAUUCUUUGUUUUAUUUUCUGCUUCUUGGUGUUUUUUCUUUUCUUUACGUUGUUUUCUCCUUCAGUCAGUUUUCUUUUUUACCUGCAUUUUCUUUUUCUUGUUUUCCUUUUUUUCCUGAAAUGCUCUGAUAUCGAUAUCAGCCGUCCACAGUCAGUUUUCCUCUUGAUAAAAUAAUCUAACUGAGCAGCUUCACACAGCAGUAGAAAGACGCCUGAGGUCACUUUUAAGUAAGAAAAAUGGGGAUUUCUCUGACACCUGAUCAAAACAAGCCAAAUUGCAGGUCUGAUGACUUCCUCCAUUAAAAUACCUCUCUAUUUAUCAAGGUUAUACAUUCAGGUAUAUGUUACUACAAUUACACACAUGUUGGCGUAUAAAGUAGGGCUGGGCGAUAUGUCCUCAAGUCAAUAUCACGAUAUAUUGAUCAGUUCACCUCGAUAAUGAUAAAUGGACGAUAACUACUCCACAAGCUGCUCACCCCCUCCUACAUUAACUUCGUCUACUUCAGCCGCUACAACUUUUGAACCGUCCUCCACUUCCUUGUUACGUACUGGAUGGGGUGGAGUCACGUCUCUGACGUAGGACAGCAUCUUAAAGGGACAUGAGACCAUAGCCUACCUACACACAUCCAAAACCAACUUUGAUUUAUUCUGUUUUUGACACCGAAUACACCGAUAUGGGCAAAAUGAUGUUGGUUAUUGUCGUAAAUUUCGGUAUCGGUAAAUUUCGGUUUAUCGUCCAGCCCGAGUGUAAAGCAAAUGCUGCUCUGAGGUGUGAGCGUAAAGUUUGGUCAUAUUGCUGGUUCAUAGUGUCGUGUCGUUCAAAAGAACGGAACUGCUGAGUGAACGACAUGAACUGAAUCACUCAGAGACCUGAUUCGUUCCUUUCUCAGUUCAGUUGAGCUCAGCCGCGAGCCUUGCGUGCCGGUCGGGAGUGGAACUGCCGCCUCUGACUCUUUGGUGAACGACACACAGCCAGCGAGCGUGUCUGUAUAUUUCUGUAUUGUCACAGGUGGAUUAUGGGAACUUAAAUUGAUGCAUCGAUGCAGUGAAUGAAUUCUAACACCCCAGUCUUCAUUUGAAACUAACAAAUCUGCUCCGACUGGAUCAUUUGAAACUUGAGUUGGCAGCUCAGGACACCGGGAUCGUGAUGAAGUGUUCAAACCAUAAAUGACAGUAAACCUCAGCUAACAAAUCAUAUUUCCUCGACUCUAAUGUGGAGCUGCUCUGUCGUCUGUCAAACUGUUUAGCCAUUAUUAAAAUGUGCCGUCAGUUUGUUACAGGACCGAUUUUUCAUCCUGACCCACGACUUUUAAAGAUAAAUAGACGUAUUUGUCAAAAUCAUGAGCAGAUGCGUCACACUGGACAGGAGGCUCAUACACAAUACGGUGAAAAGCUCACAUUUCUAUUAUCUCUUAAUGCUGUUGUGGCACAUUUAUCAGCUUCUUCUUUCCAGCCAUGACUCUGAAAAGAGGAAAAGUUUUUAUACAGUAUUAUUCAAAAAGCAAAAAGUGCCCUAAAAUACGAUCGGACUGUUAGUUAAAACUGAAGAGUCCUGUUUUUUUCAUCGUGGUUCGAUGUUCUGAUCAGAUCUUUGAGUCAGAGUUUUAGUCCGCAGAGAUUUCCUCAUUUGUAUUCAGUCUGCAGAGUUCUCAGAGAGUACUGGACUUUCUAAUGUGUUGAGUGCAGAGAAAGAAAGCCCCGGUCUUUAGCUGAAAUGUCAAAACAAAAUUUACUCUUCAUUGUAUCGUCCAAAAUCAGGACGUGUCAGCCUGAGAGGAAGUGACAUUUUAAAAUGAAACGAACUGGCUGAACCCCUUUGAUGACACUUUCUUCUCUGAAGUCUUUGUUCUGUUGUUAAAAUGUCAAAAGAGAGGCCGACCCACAAAUCAUCGGGUCCACUCUGAAACUAACAGGGCGGUUGUAUCCUCGUCUCGCUGCAGGUUCUUCCUCUGGAGAACAAGAUGCAGAGGCCUCAGAGGUUCAUCCCCGUUCUGUACUUGGGGAUGGGCAUCGUCACCUUCCUCUACAUCAGCCUGGGCACCAUAGGAUACAUGUGCUUUGGAGAGCACAUAGGAGGGAGCAUCACUCUCAACCUGCCAAACUGCUGGUAAGACAACAGAGACAGAAAAUCUGAUAUCUGUCAGUGUCUGAUCAGGAAGACGGGAACACGUGCUGGGUACUCCACAUGCUUUGAAUCCAUGUUUGGAUAAUAAUGCAUGUUGUAGAUUAUCAGAGUAUGUAUCCUGCAAUGAUAUCAGAUAAAGUACGUUAAUAUUUCUUUGACUACAAAGACAAAAUAAAAAACAAAACAGAAAAUCGAUUUCUCAGAAUCAGAUAUAAAUCAAGAAUAAUCAAACCUUUUCUCUCCUCAAUACAAAACUCUAAACUCAAGAUGGGUCACAGUCGGCUGCCGUACAAGUUCUCCACCUAUAAAGUGUGUGCACACGUUUCCAUGUGUAAUACCUGUAGAUAAACGUUUCCUUCAGACAUACAGGAUCCUGCUAUUUUCUUCAUUUCUGACACGGAGGACUGUUAUUUCUUCAUUUUCAAGAGCGGCAGAUCGCUGUACCAUGUAGAAAACCAGCAAAGAAGAAAAGGGGAUAAGUUAUUGACAAAAAAGUGGCCUGUUCGCGACACUGAUAUGUUUUUACUGUGAGGAUGUGAAAAAAAAAUCACAUUAUUAUGCAUUUUAACACUUUUAUCAAGAGUUUACCGUCUCUGUGUGAGCACUGCACUUCAAGGCUGGAUGGAAACGCCUCUGAAAUGAAAACUGUAGUCAAAAGCCCCUGAUAAAGCGGCUAAAUGGUUAGCUACGAUCACAGUUGUUUGUAUUCUUAUAUGGCUACAAAGAUAUCAGACACAACAGGAGUGGUACCAGUUGCCUUCAUGGACCCCCCAGUUUUCAGGGACUUUGAUUUUUCAUUGAAUCACGGUUUCCUUUCAUUCGAGGAGGGUCUGAAUUUCAUCAGGUACAGGAAGUUUGAGGAUUACUUCAGUGCAGCGUUUCUGGCAGUUGAAAAAUGGGCUGUAAUGGCUGCAGUUUAAUCCUCGAGGGCGAUGCUGCUCUCAGCACUUUUUAGCAGGUAUUUGACGACGUUACAGGGAGGAUGUCUUCACACCCUCUGAAACUCUGACUCGUGUUUCCCUCUUCGAUUGGUGCCACUUCAAACUAACUGAUGGGAACGAGUUACGUUAGGUUAAAAUAGAUAAUAUUAUAAAGAAAGCACAUUUAAGCAGGAGCCAUGUCUUUAAAAAGAAGAGACGCCAGUGCUCAUGGGAAAUGUAGUCUUCAUUCCAGUAAACCACUUCUGGUUUCAUGUAAAGUGGUCUUCAGAAUCAGUAAAGCAUAAAAACUCCUCAAAGGAGAUUUUCAAGGUUUCAAAUCCAGUUUCUAUUUUUUAAUUUUGGGUUCCUGUUUGACAGACGGAGGUUUCAGAGAUUUUUGAGCUGACUGAAUUCAGGUUCACUAAAAGAGCUUAUUUUGCCACAGACGGGCUCACAAGUGUAAGACAACAUCUUUAACCAUUUCUAGAUUAAUUUUUCGUCUGAACUGACAAAAAAAAACACACAUUUAGCCAUAUUAUGAUGUUUUUUAGUAAUCACUGUAGGAUGCUGUUUUCCCAGAGGCCUUAAAAACCACUGCAGCUGAAUUUUAGGUACAUUUCUUUGUCACCUCCUAGUGGUCAGCAUCAGAAAAAACAUGUACACUGUCUUCAAUCCAACGAAACAGAAAGCAAAGUUAUUUAACCUUUGAUUUGACAAAAUAAAAUUCAUAUCUAGACUAAAUUUUAGCAAAAGCUACAGCAGGUCAUCUCUCAGUAAAACUUGGUACUAAAUCCACAGACAGUUUGGUGAGUCCUGAUGAAAUAAAAAAUGUCUCUGAAGUCACUAAUGGACAAAAAAAUCAAACGUAAAUUUGUAUAAGCGACUUUUUUUCCCCCCAUUAUUUGUUCAGACAUGUUCCUUCAGACUGAAACGUUAACUCGUCACUUGAGAUGAGACUUCCUGAGGAGACACCUGAGGUAGUUUUUAUCAUUACUGAGACCCAGUUUCCAAAUUGAUGUUUGAUAGUAUAAUUGCACGAUAGCUUUUCAUACGUCUCAGGUUAUUACUCUCUGUUGAAAAGAAGUGUCCUCACUUCAGAGCUCAGCACACGCAGAUGGAGAGCUAAUCAGAAAUCCAGACAUCACAUAGAAACGAUGUUAGAGCUUCAUCUUCACUCACAAAGCGGACUAACAUCUGGGUGUGUGUUCUCUGCUCAGGAACGCCGUGUUCUCAUCAUGCGCCCUCUUUAAACUCACUUUGGGUCUGAGGGAUGUUAGAGGUUGUAAAACCAAACAGUCGGAUUGGAUUUGUUUGCUCAUUACUUCUCGGUAUCUUCACAGCGACGGCGGACAGAUUCGCGUUCUGAAAUGGCAGGACUGAUGUCGCUAAUUAGUACAACAGAUUGGCAGUUUAAUGAGGUUGAAAACUCAAAGACUUUAAUUACCAACACCCUAGUUUCAAAAAAAAAAAGUGAGUUUGUUUUACAAGAGCCACAAAUUGAUUCCUCUUCAUCUGGUCCUGUGAUUUCUGAUUAAGCCUAAACGGGAAAACGGAGGUUAUGUGUUGAUGCUUGUUUUGUAUUUCAUGAAAGGUUUUUGAUUAGAUCCAUUUCACUGUUACGAAUAAAUUGAAUUUAGUUAAUUUAUGCUUGUGCAACACUUUUUUAUGGUGUGUAAUUUCUGCGUCUCUCUCUCUCUCGUCUGUUUUCAAUCCUCUUGUUUCCAGGAUGUACCAGGCUGUGAAGCUGCUCUACUGCUUUGGUAUUUUCAUCACCUUCGCCCUGCAGUUCUACGUCCCAGCAGAAAUUCUCAUUCCUCCUGUUUUGGCCCGUGUGUCGGAGAGGUGGGAGAAGCCCGUCGACCUCAUGCUACGCACCCUGUUGGUCAUCUUCACGUGUAAGUAAUCAGUCAAGCUUUUAAAAGGCAGGCUUUGUCCACAGAAGGAGGAGGCUGAUGGUUGGUUUUAGUGGAAGAGGCGCUCUGCUAAUAAACUGCAUGUGUGGUGCCGUGAGGAGAUGUUCCUGCAGGUGUUUUGUUAAGAUCACACACCUGUUUCAAAAUUUCCUGUUUCAACAUUUAUUUUUUAUUUUAUUUUUUUAUAGUUUUCAGUGAAAAAUUUGCAAACCUCUCAAGACCCACUCCGAUGAAAUCAUAUUUUUCUUGUUGUCUCCAUGUACAUAUAUUUCAUUUUUCUAAAGCUAUAGGACACACCAUGAGAAAAAUAAGUGUAAUUGUAUUUCCGAGUAUUUCUGCAUUCAAAUCGCUGUGAAUCUCUGUCAGACCCUAACAGUGAGAUUUCCUACAUCACAAGUCCAAGCUCCGCCCACAGAGCCCCACUAUGCAGACUUGAAAAAGUAGAGAAGACGAUUGCAGAACAAGCGUGUGUGUUAGCAGGUUGCGAUGCUCAUAAGAAAGCUAAUUAUGAUAUUAACUUUCAUCAUGUUCCGAUAGCUGAGUAGCUCCUAUGUUACCUGCCACUUCUACUCCACCGGCAAUGUUAGACUACAAGCUAACAUGAAGAGGAGUUUGCAGAGCAGCGCUGUUUCUGACUAAUAACUUGGAGGUCCUUAAAAAUGACACAGGUAACGUGAUUUUGGCUAAAAACUCCACAAUUACAGUUCAAAGACCACUGAGAAGACUUUAGGUAGUAUAAACAAUAAUAAUCUGAGCGGGACUUUAAAAUCCGUUUGAAUUAAAACUGAUUUGGAAUCAAGGUUGUAAAUUCUUGUUGCGUCUGUAAGUGCGGAGAUGUUUCGCAGCUGAAUGAAUCCUCGUCACUUCAGAUUGAUUCUCCUUCAGUUCGUUAUAGCUGCUCCUUAAUUACUGUAUUCUUCAGUAAUUAGUCUGCUGUCUGAGGUUGGCUUAAAAUUGAUGUGUGUGUUAAAAUCUCCUUCUACAUGUUCUGAAUUAUUCUGUCGUCAGGGAUCGCUGGUUCUUGCUGUUGUAGAUAUUUGUAGGACGCAGACUGAGGGAGAUAUAUGGUAAAAGAUUAUAUUAACAUUUUAAAAGCUUUUAAAUAAAGAUACACUGAGUUAUUUAUGGUGGUAAACUGGACCCAACGCAGCAUGUCUAUCCAAACCUUCAGUUUACAGUUGAAGAGAGGCUGGUUCAGACUGGAAGGAGAGCUGCACUGGAAGGAGAGCUGCUCUACAAAACCGUUUUCCUAACCUUGUCCGACGACACUUAGCCGGUGAUGACGUGUGUUGUUGUGUUCAGAGCGUUUGUGUGUCUUAUAGUGUGCACUUGACAUUGUGACUGCUCAUUCCCUCCUGUGUUUUCUCUGAAUCCUGUCACCUGUAAGUCAAACGGCGCUGCCUUUCAAACAUACUCGCUGAUCUUUUUUACCACUUGAGGAUCCUUUUGGAUUUUGUAGGUUUUUUUUAACGAGACUGCAGUCACAUGUGUGUCCAUCCAGCUGUGUGUGCGUCCUUUGUGGUUCUCACGUGAAUGAAAAUGAAAUCCAGCAACUUACCGGCCACGUGUAGCAUCAGCACACACCCUCAGACACACACACACACACACACUUCUCCAUCUACACGCACACUUUCAGGCAGUGACACACAGGUCCCUGUAAUAGCUCUGCCAGGCUAUUUAUAGCAGAAGCAGUCCUCCGAUUGCUAUUGAUUCCCAUUCGGCGAGGACCGCUGAUCCUUAAACUCUGUUGUUGUCACGUGCCUCGUGGUCAGGUUUCUGAGAUUUAGUGUGGAGAUGCUGGGGCAGGUUGAGGUCAGUAGGGGGCAGACUUUUACCCAACUGAAGAUCAUUAGGAUGACAUCAUGUUGUCAGAGAUGAGAGUUCAGAUCCCUGCGUUGGAGGCAGAUUUUGUCCAGUGGAAACCCUAAAUGUAAAUGUUCUUUAUUUAUACAGCCCUUUACAACAACCUUUCGGUGAACCAAAGUGCUUUACAAUAGAAGAUAAAAAUGAAUAAAUGAAAGCAAUAAAAAAGAGUAAAAUACAAUGCAAUGAAAUAAAGUGUCACCACGCGACUGGGUAUUAAAAGCCAGAAUAAACAAGUAUGUUUACAAUCGGGAUUUCAAAAGGCCCGGGUCGGAAAUUAGUCUCAUUUCAGUGGUGAUCUUAUUCCAGAGCCUGGGACCAACAACUGAAAGGUCUGGGUCACCCCAGUGUUUGUGUUUUGACACCUCCAGCAGAAGUUGAUUUGACGACCUCAGAGCUCUACCCGGCUCCUGAACGGUCAAAAGUUCAGUGAAAUAGAUGGAAGUGAGGCCGUUAAGAGCUUUAAAAAUAAAAAAUAAAAGUUUAAAAUCAGUUCUAAAAGAAACAGGAAAAGCCAGCGAAGGGAGCGAAGAACAGGAAUGAUGUGCUCACGUCUGUUAGUGUUGGUUAAAAGACGGGCAGCAGCAUUUUGGACAAGGUGAAGGCGACUAAGAGAUGAUCGGGAGAUGCCAACAUAAAGUGCAUGACAAUGGUCUAAUCUGUAACUGAUCAGAGCAUUGGUGGCUAUCUCAAGGUCGUGACGGCUUAAAAACAUUUUGACCUUGGCCUAGAAAAUAAAAAAUACAUACAUCAAUUCAAAUAUUAAGAGCUUCAAAAUCUUCACAAAAUUUUUGACACUGUAUAUCCACUAACUGAUGAAUCUGGACUUAACGUUCAUGCAGGUCAGUAAACGGGGGAUCUGUAUGUAUUUCUCCUACUUUGUACACACAAUGAAGCAAUAUCCCCUGCAUUUAUCCCUGACAAAUAAAGAGUACAACACAUAACAUUGGUAAGUGUACUUAAUUAAAAAAAACUAAAAUUGAUAGACAAAAACAUCCUCCUGCUCCUCUUCCUGCUCUCCUCUCUACCUGAUAGUUCCCAUCACUGUUGCACAUUGUGUAGAAGAUCCAGCGGUCCAUCAUCUUGUGGGUAUUUUGGAUGUUUCAGUCGGUGGUAAACCUCAGACCAGAACGAAAAACACAGUCAAGGGCAUUUGCAUCCUUCAGUGCCCGGAAACGUCUCCAACAGAGGGAGUCCUGGGUGGGAGAAAGACAGACGAGUGAAACCGAGCUGCCAAAGGGAUGGAAAACCAAUGAGUAUUCAAAGUGCUUCCAAUAAAAGCAGCCACUAAAUGGUUUAAUCAAGUCCGCCUUCUCAACGCGGUUUUUAAAACCAGUUUCUCGAUCGAUUCUUCCAGUUAGCCUGAUUUUGAUUGCUUUCUGUAAAACGUGAUGGAUGGCUCUAAUUCAGUUUUGGACGGGAGGGCUGCACACGGCAAACUGUCACGAUAUUAACCCGUGUCUGGCUCUAAUAGGAAAGCGGCCUCACUGUUGUUCUCGCUGCUGUUAAAAGGAAAACAGAAAGACUUAACAGGGUCUUAUAAACAGCUUAGUUUGUCAAAAACAAGGAACUGAAGAAGUAAUUGAGUUUGCAGCAGGCACACUGGAAUCGAUGAGCAAUCUGCAAGUAAUGAGGAGGCUGGUAACUCACGUCAGAGUUUCAGAGCAGGCUUGGUAUCGGGCCAGAAGUGUUGUGGUUUGAUCUCUUUGUUAUUUACUUCGAGAUGUGCUUUUCUGAAAAUGAUCCUGAAAACAUGUCAGAAUAUUGUAGUUUCACCGUGUAUCCUGUUAUCUCUGCCCACUAAUAACUCGACCUGCACAGAGCAUGUGGGAGUCAGAGGGGUUUUUAACAACUUCUGUAUAAUUACUUUAUUUGUAGAGAUCAAUGCACCACAUUUUUCAUUACCUCAUGUGAAGAGGGCAGUUUCUCUCGUCUCGUCUUCUUCUGCCCUUUGCAGACACACACCUUCUAACUUUACUCUCACUCUGUUGCGUCUGCGAUCUAGCUGCGUCUGUAUGCUAUCUUUCUUUCUUGGUGGAAGCUCUAACUCAAAAAACGUCUGUGAUAUUUUACUUCCAUUGGAGUGUAGAUCACUUUUGACUUGCUGACUGAGCUAUCGUGUAGUUUUUUUAAAUGAAAGGUUUGAAAUAAAAGCCCAGCGGUAUUUUCCAUCAUGGCUGAAGCAGGACUAGAUGCGAAACUACAUUGCGCUAGGGCUGGGCGAUAUGGCCUCAAAUCAAUAUCACGAUACAUUGAUCAGUUCACCUCAAUAAUGAUAAAUGGACGAUAACUACUCCACAAGCUGCUCGGCCCCUCCCACAUUAACUUCGUCUACUUCAGCUGCUACGACUCUUGAACCGUCCUCCAUCUCCUCACCUGUCUUUCCCUCUUUGUUACGGACUGGAUGGGGUGGAGUCACGUCUCAGAUGUAGAACAGCGUCUUAAAGGGACAUGAGACCGUAGCCUACCUACAAACAUCCAAAACUAACUUUGAUUUAUUUAUUUUUUUGACACCUAAUAUAUCGAUAUGGGCAAAAGGGCAUCGGCUAAUGUCAUAAAUUUUCGGUUAAUCGCCCAGCCCUACAUUACACACACUUAAAAAUGCGAAUUUCAGACCUUAAUGGCAUCAAGAUUAGUGCAUUAUUGACGUCAAAAAGGUUUGGACUCACUGCUCCACACAUCAAACUCUAACUGUAAGGACUUUAUUAUCCAACUUGGAUUAAUUUGGUUAUUUUUCCUGUCUGUUUCCAAGUCUUAUGCAACAUGUAGCACUUAAAGUCAACGGUAUAAUGUAGGUUUAGCUGUCUUAAGAGGUAUUAUGUAUCCUGCACACUUGAGCAUGUGCGGCUUUGCAUAAAAGCCUCAAUUAAAUGAUGAAUGUUAAGAUGCUAAAUCACACCACUCCGUCGAGAGAUGUGAAGGGUUCGCAGUGUUGCAGAAGAAUGUGUCCAUCUCAAGCUGAGCUUGAUACAGAUGCUGCUUUCUUGGCACAAAGGAGUUCUUAAGGUAUUCAUAUUAUGCAGAAGAAGCAGCGCACGAGGGAAACAGAGCAGAGAAUCAGAUGAACUAUAGACGUAGGGAUGUUCUUCAUAUGCAGCUUAUUUAACUGUUCUUCUGAGAUGUCCCCAGUGCAGUUCAAUACCAGGUUUAUGGUUGUGCAGCAAUCAGACUCCGACAGAUUAAUGCUCAUACUUUGCGAAUGUGAAAGUUUUUCCCAACAAGAAAUGUCCAGCAGCCUCAGUUCAUUACCAUUCCCCCCUCAUUGCACUUCACGUUGAAUAAAACCUCAAGUCACGGCAGACGUAUUCAGUUAGAGAACCGCAGCGCUUGUUAGCCCCGGGAUCCUCAUUUCCUUUAUUAGCUGUGAUUGGAGCCUGCAGAGAAUUAUGCAGAUGGCAUUUUCCACACUGUAUAGGUUUCUGCACAUGCAUGUUGAUAAGCUAAUAAAAGGGAAUAAAUGCAUACAUGUGCCACUUCACGACUCCAGGUCAUUUGCAAGGCAGAGCCGGCUUUCAUUGGCGCUGAGUGGAGCGUGUGUAGUGAAAUGCGGAGACUGCGCAGCAACAAGAAAAGACUAGCUUCCAGUGGGAUCUCACUGAUGCGUGCUUGAAUAAAGGAAGGAGGCGAGGGACGGGGACCUGAGGAGGUUGUUGCUCUAACAUGCGCGUCUGCGAGAAGGAGAUUGCUUUAAGUUUUGAAUCGGAAUAGGAGAUGAGAUUGAAGCAGCGCGCUGUCGUCUGCGUAUGUGUUGAGUAAAUCUCGGAGAGGAUGCUUCUGAGAGUCUUUGAAUCAAGAACAGAAGUCAGUUCUUGGCUGUCCGGAGGGAGAAGCUUUUGUCUUCACUUCUGCGGCUGUGCCUGGUGAUGUGCUGCUGUUUGUGUUGCAAGGUUAUCUGAGUAUGUGCAGCAAAGACAGAGAACUGAAGGGCUUUACCCAGAGCAGGUGCCUCCCUCUUCAACAGUUUUACAUCUUUUUUUUUUUUUUUCAAAAAUAAGAAAUAAAAACAAUAACUCUUAUUUUUACAGCGUGUGUGUGUGUGUGUGUCUGGUUUUCGGCACGGCUGGCAUUUACACAAUGAUUGCUCCUGGAAGUUAUUAAAAGACAAAUACGACAAUAUGUCUAUACAGCUUAGCUGGGGGUGAGAAGAGUGAAAAAAAAUCUUAUGAAGAAAAUGUGGUCACAUAAUUGUGUCUCAGUCAUCCAGAUCAGAUAUUACAGGAUUUUAACCCCCCGUACGCCAAACCCGGCCUCCUAUUUACCCAGAAUGUGACGUGUUCUCACCUGUCCCCUACAGCUUAUCGUCAAGAACAGGUAUUAGAAUGGAAAAUAAACAUUUCACUGUAGGAAACAGGCAUGAGCUGCUGGUGUGAGAUUCUGACAGUGUGAUAACCUCAGGCGAACACAACACAGCUUCAGGGUGUCACAGUACAGCAGCUGUAAAGGGUGUUAUUUUGAAACGCCUGAGACUCCGGGUCAGAGAAAAACAUUAUUUUCCCCCUUUAACAUAAUUUAUCUCAUUUUCAAAGAGUAUUUGGAGUCGUGAAAUAGAUAAGUGAUCAUUAAGUUUCAUUCACAAACACAUAAAAUAAUACUGCGAAUGAUGAUAAUGACAGUUAUAUGGUUUUACUCUUGAUUUACAAAAACAACAACCCUAGAUGGUCUUCUCUGUCUGACUUGUGUAGUUUUCGACCAGUCCUCGCCCACGCGGUCUAGGAUUGGAUCUCAUCACAAAUAAAUAUAUAAUACAUAUAAAAUGUCCUCUGAAGACUUGAGCUUCUAUGCUUUCAUAAAUCUGAAUGAUGUCCCUCACUCUUUGUCAUCAGCUCAUCAGUCUUCGUGAUGACUUCAGCCUCUCUCGCUGAGCUCAGUCCGUCCCUUUGCUUUUCAGACAUUCAUGGAUAAACACACCUGCCGCCUCCUGCUCCUCUCCCUGAAUAUCCACUUAACGAUUCUUAAUCUCAUUUAUGUGAUAUGUUCUUUAACAUUUAGAAAACGUCUCUGCCUAAUAGGAGAUCAAUCAGCUGAUAAACCUCUUUGUGUGGACACAGGCUGCCAAAGUGCUGGAAAAUAUGGCCGUAUGGGGAGUAUAGAAUAAUGAUUUUACUCAGGAGAGCUUUCAGGUUGCAGAACUGUAAAAUCAACCAUGACGUUACUCAGUGUUUCCACUAGCUCGCCUCCGCAGCAACAACCCCCUUUCCCGUCAGUGGUGUCAGCUCGAGUUAUAGCAGUCAGAUAAGAGUUAAGGGAGAAGGACCCUGAGCAAACUCUCUCUCUCUCUCUUUCUCUUUCUCUGUGAGCUGAGCUCUGACUCAUGCUCCAGCUGUAAAGGUCAGUUCAUCUCAAUGCAGGGAGAUUUCCUCUGAAGUGAGCACUCUUUUCUAAUUUAGCAGAGAUAGGCGGAGGAGCUUACUCAUUCUGUUGCAGGUGAUUCGGAUCAGAGAGUCUCUGAGUGGAAGCUUCAGGAAUGCCACAUGGCUUUUUCUCAUGAGUUGAUACUGUUACAUUAUAAGGCUCAACGAGGUUUGCCAAAGGGUCAGGUCUUUUGAUUGCCAUUUGAUCAGCCUAUAAAACCCCAAAUGGGCACUUAAAUUCUUAAUGCUGGGCUGUAUAGUGGAGCUGCAUUAAGUGAGCCUGUACAGCGAGGUCAAUGAUGAUGGAAAGGGUAUGGUCAAGACUUCCUUUAUAUGAUGACGGCCAUGAGAUAACUUUUCUUACGAGAAGAUAACAUGAACUUUCCUGUCAAGUCAUAAUAUUUUGUUUGUUUGUGUUCAUUUCCUCUGGCCUCGCAGUUCUUUCCAGAUACAACCUUGUAUGAAAACUCACAACAGUACAUAAAUAAAACCGACUGAACUGUUGGCGGAGAGUAGAUUUCUGCAGCCUCAGCCUUGAUGUACAGCAUUAACCUUUUGAGUCACAGAUAAUUAAAAAAAAAAUGCCAUAAGCAUUCAGCAGCCAAAUGAAGGUCUUACCUGAGGCAGAGGGUUGAGAUACAGGAUGCGCUGCAGCGGCUGGUUACAUAAUAAAUGGUUUUCACCUCGGUUACAAGAGUGUGUAAAACACAGCGGCUGUAAUUGACAGAAUUAGCUCCAGACGGCCGCUGAGUUUAACAGCCUGUUGAAUUGACUUUGCUGUACACUAAACACGUAGGUUGAUGCUGACUUAUGUAAGCUCCAAAGGUGGAAUUAUGUGUUUGUGAAAUUAAAAACUAAGUUUUAAAUUGUGAGAUAAAAGUGAGCAGGAGUCAUGCGAAGAAGAAGAGAUUUGCACAAUAAACACCACACUUCCCAGACAGACACGUCCGGCUCUGAUCUCUGUCGUCUCAGGUUUUCGUUUUUCCUUUCCAAACUUCUUGGAUCAGAAUCAGGGUCAUAUUUCAGACUUCGCUUACACGUGCCCGGCUAUUCUCAUAAACAGACAUUUCACUCUCUGUUUACGAAAAAAACUGCGUGCACACCAGUAUGUUUUCAGAAAAGUUUUUGUUUACACUAACCCGUGUAUAUAUGCCGUCAAGAGCAUGCCAAACCUGUAGGUGGCAGUGUAGCGAGAAGCUCAAACCCUCGUUAGCCAAUCAGAAUCCCACAAACCAGCAGCAACAACAACAACAACGUCACUUUCUUCUCUCCUGCGCACAAUAUGCCGUCGGCUACCUAAAUCUCUGUUUUUCUCGGUUUACAUGCAAACAUGCAGAGUUUUCUGAAAUCUUCACUUCGGCCUUAGUUUUUAAAAAGCAUCGUUUUCAGGGGCGAAUUCUCCGUUUGUGUCUAAAUGAAGGGCGGUUAAUGUCUCCGUUUUUAAAAAUAACAGAGUACGUGUAAAAGUGGCCUCAGAUUCCUCAUUUCAAAUAGAGAAUCAUGGUCUGUGACCGUGCAACAGUGGAGGAAAUUUCUAGAGAGCUUGCAAAGUGAGAACUGACCAGCAACAGUCGUGCAUUACUAUUAAGUUUCUGUUUAUUUAAACUCAAGGCUUUAAAAUUCGGAAAUGACUCUGCAGCAGAAACCGAUCCAGGCCUCAAGUCUGAGCUGAGGACACAAACACAAAAACUGCUCCAUCCAUGAUAUAAAUCAUAAAUCAUCAUAUCAGAAUGAUUAUAAAGAUGCUGCGAUCACUCAAAGUUCUCCACAUAAUUACGACACUGAAAGGAAACCCUGACUGACGUCGUGCUCUUCUUCCUUCACUGGCUCAUUUUGGCUGGAAAACAAGAGUCACAUUUACCCACACUUCCCGAAGAGGAGUCAUGAAACCAAACCGGCGGUCUUUCCAUUUCUGCUUUGAAAGUCCUGCCUUUGUCUGAGUCACUUAGCCACAGGCUCGAGCAGAGCAGCUAGCGUGUGUUGUUAAGCUGUUGACGGGAACGAGAGAGGACGUGAGGAUGUCGCGUGAGCCUCCUCUUCCUCUCUUAUUUUUUUCAACUUCAUCCCGGAGCACUGUGGCACAAAGGUGGCGUGCCGCCGGGAAUGCAUGCUGCUUGUAGUUGGAGUGUGGUGCUGUCAUAUUUUUACCCUUUCAGGAACAUGAUGCUUGCACACAUUCACCUUUAAGUCUUGUGGAGCUAAUUCACCUCUGUUGUUUGGCCUUUGCUUUUGUGCAGCUGUGUGGGCUCAUCUGAAUUACCUCGAGUCUGUUAGGAGAAGUCAAAGUCAAAGAUCAGAUAGCUGCUUGUGUGAUAAACUUUAUAUAAAUCUAAAUCUCUGUUUUUGAAAGCUGUUAAAGAGAGGCUCUGCCUUUGAGAGUUUAAAGCCACGAUAAAUCACGUUAAUAGAGUGGUAUGCGGAUUGCAAAAUUGUGUUUUUCUGUUGCUUAAAUCCUUAAAACCUGAAAACACAGGUGCAAAACCUCCCUCAAAGACAGGAGUGGAGCUGAUCCUUCUUUUUACGUGAGUGUUUUAAAAGUCACUCAAACCCGUGGCUUUAAUAUCCUGCUGCUCCAGCCUCCGCUCUACUGGUUACAGGCUUUCCACCAAAUGUUAAACCUGACUGCAGGGAUUUGCUGCCAUUCAGCCACAAGACCAUUACUGUUUUUCAAACUUGGCUGUUGAGCAGUAAGGUCUGGCUUGUUCCAGGUCUUCCCAAAGGUGUUGGAUGGAGUUCAGGCUCGAGACAGUCAAGUUCUGAACAUGGAAAAAACAUUUUUUUUUAUGCCAGAGACAAACUGUAAAUCCAAAGUUCAGAGCACACUCUUGUUUUAGGCUUUGUCCCCCAAGCAUGCAGGCUCUUAUCAGUGGCUGGACAAUUGUUAAUGAGUUGUUGCUUAAAUAGCAGCAAAUGAAUCAAGACAGAAGAAAAUCGAACUCAGUUUCAGGAGCUUAGACAUUUUCCAAAGUUUGGUUUACUUCAGCAGCUGACCAGUAUGACUUUAAACCUGUAUGUCGCAAAUAAUAGCCUCUUUAUGUGGAUCACUGCACCUAAUCUGAGCUCAGUCUGAAUCUGUGAGGAACACUUUUCAAACUCGCCUUCCUAUUCGACGCUCAGUCUCUCCUCAGCAAACAUUGACACUAAAGCUCUGUGUGAGUGUCAGCCGAGGUAAAAGAAGCACAGUCAGAGUUAUCAGACUGUUCGGCAGCUGAAGGUUUCUGUCUGUUUCUCCUGCUGGUUGGGAAAGGUCAACCUCUGACCUGCAACUUUAUCUCUCCACAUUUCUGCUUUUUUUUUUUUCUGCUUUCUGCCCGCCCAGGUUUUCUUAAUCUCUGUGUUCGGAUCAGGUACUAAACAUGCUCCGACUUUUGACAUAACUGAAGGUCCUAAAAAAUUUCUGACAAAACUAAAAUAUGAUCUGUUGAUCUGUGCAUUUUCUUUCCAUUUGAGCAAAUAAAGAUGUAGGAAGAAAGGACAUAAAAGAGGAAACGCUUGAACAUAACGGCACAAUGAGUCUUCUUGGUGUGUAGCUGCUGUGUGCUGUGUGAAGGUUCCUGCUGCGCUGGUUUGCUGUUGCAGAAUAUCAGGGAAUGAAACGUGAAUUUUGCUCGAGUAACGCAACAAAAUCUAGAUGUUGUAUGACUUUAAAAAUGUGUUGGCCAAUAUUUAAAGUUAGGAUCAUGUACAGUGACACUUGGUCAUCACAUGGUUUCACCUGCACUGCUUUAACUACCCAUAGUGCAUGAAUUGCUGGCCUUUGAGUGACUCAUCCAUUUUUAGACUUAACAAGCAGAAGCCCCCAAUAUAUCGACUUUUUGAUGAAAACUAUCCCACUGCCGGGCAUUUAUUCAGCUCAAGCUGGUCUUGAUUUGAGCCCCUAAAGCUCGGUGUCACUGUGGUCACUGGUGCCAAUACAAGGUUGAUGAAACUGAAACUUAAAGAAGAAAUUUUCAUUCUCCUGUAUCAAAAAAGUAACUUUCCUGUCCAGGUAGAGAAAAACCAAAGUCAUCAACAUUUGAUCUUUGCCUCACAAAGCGGCUGAGUUGGGAAAUAGGAUCUUGCUGGGUGAAGCUUAGCGUCCUGACAAGAUGAGACUGUGGAAUUUUAAGUUUUUAGAGUUUGCACUUUCACAGUAGGAAGGUAACUGCUGAAGGACCGCAGUCAAGCUUUUAUACACAGGAGAGUCAGCAGAAUGUCAAACAGGACAGUCGUCCCUCUGUGAACCCAAAGUUUUUUCUUUAUCGCCGUUAAGGAAAGGUGAGAAGGACUCAUACGGAGGAGAAUCAACCUCCUCGACUUCCGCUCUUAGUUUUGGAGUGUGUUUUGGACCCAUGACAGGGCAAAAAGUUCUGUUUCUACUGCAGGACAAACAGGUCAGCGCUCCGUCAAAGAGCCUGUGUUAAGCCUAUCUUGCACUUUCAGGCUGCCUCAAAAACCUGGAGUAUCACCCGAGGGCUCUUAAAUACAGACAGGUCACUGUAAAGUCAAGCCACAGAAGGACAACAGUCUCUCUGAUCCUGCUGCUCACUUAUCCUCUGACUUGUUUGCUGAGGAGAUAAAGUAAGGUGUCCACUGGGAGUCUGUAGUGCUGGACUCUGUUUGUCAUUAUUUUUCUGUGAAGAAUUCCCGAAAGGUGCUAACAGCUUUUGUUUGUUGUGAGAGGAGAAAAGGUCUUUGGCUUUUAAAGUGUCUGCUCUGACGGCACAACCUUCACUUGUCGAUGUUGCUGAUAAACCUCAAAACGUCACAACUUCAUUAAACUCACUCGCAGCAUGAAGACGCUUUAGUGUCAGUGAUCCUCUGACCUGCACCCAGUGGACCUACUUACCAACCGUUUGAAGGAACUAACCUCAACAUCAGAUACCCAGAGUUGCAUGAAAUUUUCUCCAUGUAUUUGUCAUGCAUCUUAAAGGUCUACUGAUAAGAUUUGGUGGUGAAAAAGAUCAGCAGCUCAGCUUUCCUCUUGCAGUCUCAGACUCAUCAGGUCUUUCUUUCCAACAGUAAUAAACUUUUUAUCUCUUAUCAUUUAAUCCUCUUUCCUGGACUUUAGGCCACUUUUACCUGCUCAUGAAUGUGACCGGUUCCUCCUCAUAAUCUGAAACAAACUUUCUUCUUCAUCCAUGAAACAUGAUUGCACACCCUGUGUCCUGUUUUCCAUUUGGCUCAAGAUUUACGUCGGUUAUUUCAAAAUUACAGUUUCAGGAGGGAUUGAUAUGGAUUUAUUCAUGAAACAGGGCUCUGAACAAGCAGCAAACGUACUUAUUUAUCAUACAGUCGCUCACAGCCAUACAAUUUAGAGCAAUCAUUCUCCACAAAUGUCGUCUUUGCUGCGGAAGGGAAACAGUCAUCUGCAUUUGUAGUAAUUCCACCUUGAAGCCUUACUCAUAAACAGACACUCACACCACACACUGUACUCUCAGCGUUGGUGCCUAUUACUCCACUCACACAUAAAGUCCAGGCGGCUUUUCAAGGCUAAAUCUCUCCUGCUUAGGAUCAACACUUAGUGGUGUGUUUACAUAUUCCCCAGACUGGUGAAAUUGCUUUCAUUUGACAUUUAAAGUGAGCCUUUUGUUGUACAUGUUUGUAUAUUUAUGUUUACAUUUGCAUUUCAAUAGUGGUCUGACGAGAAGGUCUUGGUUUGCAGUCUCAUUAGUGCGCUUAGUAUGAAGUAGUGUUUCUUUUCAGCAAGCAAUCUGUGUAAUACUUCUUAAUGAAUGGCAAAGUUCAUCGAGGAUACUUCAGGAUACUUCAGACCAUUUAGUUCCCCUUCAGAGUCUACUAGCUCAUCUACUUUGCACCAACAUCCAUAUUUUCUUUACCUUUAACAGGUGAAAAGUAAUUCCACUGCAUCACAGCAGUAGAAAAUAAUCUCAGAGACAGCAAGAAAAGGCUUAAUGAGAAUAAAACAACACUUUUUUAAAGUAUUCAGAGCAGAUGUUUUUGUUUACUGUCUCUAUAGAGUGCAUUUUCUUUCUAAAUACGUUCGGUGAAGGGCAGACAAACCUGUGCUCGGCUUUCAUUGUAGGCUACAGACAUACAUUCAAAUAAAGUUUUGAAGUCCUCAAAUGAUCAUGAAAGAGCAACUCAAGGAUGUGACUUAAACCUUGGUUCUUUUUCCAACUCUCGCAGUUAAAGAAAAAGGGUGAGAGCCGAACUCUCUGGUUGGAGAUGUCCAAGAUGCUUGGAGGUCAUUGUAAACGAACGCUGAUUCAGUCUGUAGUUCCUCAUAUGGCUCCAGUUAAAGUCCUCACACACCCUGAAUCAACCGUUUUAGAGGAAGAAGAAACUUCUACUGCCGCUAACUUUCUGCAACGAUCAAAGCUAUCACACCACUUCAACCAUCAGUCUGAUAGUUUUUCUAUCUACAGUCCUUAACUCCAUGUACAAAGAAAACUUUGAAGUGAUCGCGGUAGCUCUGGUUCUAAAAAGGUGAAAUGAAAAUUCAAUCAAAAAUCAACACAGUCAGUUUUGAUUAUCACCCUGCAGCAGGCGUUCACCUCCUGAUUAAAUGAAUCCGUAUCCACUGACUGGAAAAAGUCGUCAUACCGGUCUCCAUCGCCUGCUAGAUUCAUAAUUUCAAACAACCAUCAGCCAUGAUAAAUUGAAUUGGUAACUUUGAUUAGCGCAUCCUAUUUCCAUUUGGUGGAACUGCUCUCCCAUGGUAUCCCAAGGGUGGAAAUAAUGUAUUUAAUUUCAGGGGAAUUGGUUGCCAUUUGUAGAGGGUCUAGGAUGAAUAGUUGAGCGAGGACAGCAGGAGCAUCCAACAAGAGUUGGUAAUUGAAGAGUGAGAAAGUGUUUCUGCUUCUCGACAUAUUUGCUCAUCAGACCAACAUGUAAGAUUUCUUUGUUGUAAGAAAAUCCUCUUUAUUUUGUCCUGGAGUCAUGAUGACUCGCGUAGCAUAGGGGGAAAAACAAGGUACACUGUGUAACAUUCCACCGUCCUAACAGCAAAGUUGAACCAAAGUUUGUCCAACAGCUUGGAAAGUUGACAGAAGAUUGCCAAAGAAAGAAAUGUACCUUUCACACCAUUAAAAGUUGAAGAAGCUUUUGUUCCAGGUUUUAUUCUCAGGAAAAUAGUCAACCAGUGUCUUUAAACUGACCGUCAUAGGAGGUAAUACCCUAAAACAGAGCUUCCGUGUCGUCUUCUUGAGUACAGGAUUGUGAUUGGUCUGGUUUACCUGCGUCCAAGGAAAACCUCUUAAAAUUGCAGAAAUUCCAGACCCAUAUGUCCACAAAGAAAGUCUCUUGCUAACGCAGUUGUUGAUUGUUUUUGCAUGUGACAUAAAAGCUUAACUAGGAAACAGCGCAGAAGAAACGAGCUGAAAGAUGAUGCUCUGCCACCCGCCGAAGCAGAGGCAGACAUACUUUUGUUGGGCUCCUCUCUCCAGCUACUUGUAAUCUGGGAAAGGUACAAUAGUCAAGUUAAAUCCCUUUAACAGGCAGAAUGAGCUCUGUAGAUCACUCAAUACCAACAGUAACUCAGUUCUUGCAGUUGUCCGGAUGUCUCGAGUCCAUAUCAUUGACCUUACGCUGACAGUAAAACAGUUGCAGCUCCAUCAUUCCUUUCUCAUUUUGUGGCAGUGAAAAAAAACUCAGUACAUCUGAGACAUCGAUUCUUAAAGCAGCAGUCCAAAGUGAGUAAUCGAGAAUCCGGACUGUCAGCUCAUGAGGCAAGGAGGAAAGCUGAUUGCUGACUCAACAGCAUAAUGAAGUAGUGGGAGAGUUUGAGGGGAGCCAAAGGUUAGCUUGAUGGAGAAGUGGAGGGCAAAGGCGAGGGAAAAUAGCAGAGGAGGUGUGUUUGAUGCCAAGGUAAUGAUCGUUAGGGAUCAUGGCUGUUUGGACAAGCCAUAAACUCCGCCGGCAAUGACAAGAACACAUCAGAAGAAUCGUAUAUCAGCUUGUGUCAGAGUUUUACAACUUUGUCUUUCUCUUUGCAACAUUGUGGUUUAUAGAUUUGUCAUUGACAGCGGAUUUACAAGCACCUUCCAGUGAUUUUAGAGAUGUUUUCUGCAGACAGCAUUAAAAGUUCAAGGAGUCUUGUCAAUUUUCUCAGUGUGAACCGCUAUUACUUCUUCGUACAGUAGAGCACUCAAUAGACAGCAGCAACGAAUCUAGCAGCAGCUGACAGGAUGGACCGCAGUACAGUGGAGGAUUACAGAGUUUAUGCAAGAUGGAAUUAUCACAUCUGCAAAACAGUGGCUCAAUAUCAAGAGAGAAAAAUAAAAUAAAAUAUAUGACAUUAACUCAAAUGGGUCGAUGCGUUGACCUGAAUGGGUGGUUGUCAGAGGGGGUAGGGUACAGACCAGUGCAGAGGUGGAAAAACACCAGAACGGAAAUGGAGAGCACUCCAGAAAAACAAUGCGCCAGCACCAAGCCAAAUACUUCUGUUAAUAAACUUUAGGUACCAUCACAAAGUGUCAAACUCACCUGUAUGCUGACGGUUGUUGGAGUUGUACAAACAAGCAAAGUACCACCAACUUUAGCCAGCAUAUUGUUAAAAAAAUAAAAUGUAACUGCUGUUUGAACAACAGAGCAAUCAAUGUGUCUGACUCUUAACUCUGCAACACAAACCAACGACAGUGGAGGAAGACGUGUAACUGAUCAGGAAGUGAGAGUGAUUUUUCAUUCCUGUUGUGACAUCACCACAGGAGAUCUUCUCCCAGCAGAUGGACUACAGAAGCUUUCACAUUCACGUCUAAGUUUAUAUGCAUAUGCAAAAAACAAAUACAGUAUUAAUUAUGGGACCUUUAGGACCUGCACACCUGACCAACUGAUGGCACCUGCUAUGAAUGAUUUGAGAAAUAUAAAACCCUCAGAUAAUGAUAAUCAUAAUAGAAAGGGUCAUGACUAACCAUGAAAGAGGUGACCCAUCAUCAGUUUUAAGGAAGUAUCUUUUGAAAUAAGGUGGAAAUCAGAGCUUGUUUAUCUCAGAGGUGGGUCACUUUGUUCUUUUUUUACACUGAUUUGAAUUAAUGGACAGAGACUGAGCAGAAGUGCAGUUCCAGGCAAAAAAAUGACAUGUAUAGAAAAGCAUAGUUAUAGUUUAGGUUGUCAACCAUGUACUGAACUAUUUCAUCAUGUCUUUUGAUAAUUCUUUGGGAAAAAAAACAAACCUUCCUUUACCUUUUGUUACCUCCAGAUCUACUUUACUUGGGGGAAAGUUUGUAAUGUUGCUCAAACUCAUGGUCACCUUUGAUGAAGACAUUGAAAGGAAACAGGCAGGGCGUACACUUACAUGCGAAUGAAGUCCUCUGUAUUGUACUGUCAGCAAAGUUUUAAUCUAGCUGCUGCUGCUGCUGGCGUCAUGUUGAGCAGAGUGACUCCUGGCUGAUAAUCAUUAGCAUAUACAGACCUUGACUGUUCACUUGCUGGUCCCUGUGAAAAUAGCCUGAAAAUCUGCUGAGGAGACCGGCCCCCCCUCCCUUUUUUUAAUGAGCUUCAGUCCGUUGAGCAGCCGACUCUGCGUCUUACCAGAUGAAAAGUCCUACUUGAGGCAGUCGGUCCAGCUGGUGGCGAGGAGGUGAAGAAAUGAGACAGUGAAACGGCAUUCCUGACACUCAGGUUGACUGUGGAGAAACAGGUAACCGAGACCUUCCCCAUCAAUCCUCGAUCCAAUCUCAGGGCGAGCUCUUCUGCCUCUGGAGGUAAUUGACUCUACCUGGCUGACAUGCUGCCUCUCCCAGCGGAUUGUAAAGUUGUGGGCUCAGUUUAGAAACUGCCUGCAGAGAGUUUCAAGGCAACUAGAUCACCUAACUGACAAGGGAAAGCCAGCAAGUCUUAACAAGGCUGUGUGCAAGAUUUGCAUGAAGACAAUGAGGGAAAAGGACAAUAUACACAGAUUUCGCCAAGAGUUCGUCAAGUUCUCACUUUAACACCAGCAAACAUUGCUGAGCCAGGAGAGCUCUAGGUAGACUCUCUACUUUUGUCAAAAAAGUCAAAUUUUGCGGUUGUCUUGAUUCGUGACUCCACGUAAGCAAUACCAAAGCUUUUGGUGACUCUACGCCCAACUGAACGUAAAAAACCUUGACCUCUGAUUUGAAAACACCAGAUUCAACAUUAAGACAAAGUCUGUCUUGCCUUCUCAGAGACUUGAAACUCAGCAAACUCUCGUUCAGCUUUAAAGGCUCGUGGUUGGAAAGGUCACUCAUUCACCUUGCCUCCAUCAAACGCGCUUUUCUCUACCUUACAUCAUAACACCACCAUGAUCACAUUUCUCCUCCUCCUCCUCCGGGUUGGUUUUUCUCCACAGGGGCGCCUCUCUCCGUGUGGAGCGCUCCCCAGCAUACCAAAGCCCCGGCAGGCUGAGGGGGGAAGAAAGUCGUGUUUUCUCUUUGUUUCUUGUGAGAUCGGAGGUUGGCCGGCCAAAUUAAUGUGCUGGGAGCGUUCGAUCCUCAGGCCUUUGAAGCAGCUUGAUGAUCCACGUUCUGCCUGUCUCUCCGGGGAACAGUAACCAGCCUCUUUAGCUACAGCUUUACAGUUUAUUUGCUCUGAAGUCUCGACGCAAUCUUUAGGUAUCCCCUUCCUCUUCUCCGACUGUCAUCCCUCACCGUCACGCUCGCUUUGUUUGACGGUUUCGAAAACUUCACAUGCAGUUUGAAGCGAAACCUUCGACGGCGUGGGUCUUUCCUCAGAAGUGACAGGUUUCCUCCCAGCGAGUGAGUGGCGGAGAAAUGCUUCGGCCGUUACUUAUCACAUGAAAGUCCGACCUUGCCGUCGCCCCCUCAGGUUAAUUUGACAGACUUUGUGAAGAUGCAGCAGUGUGCAAUUGAUUAUGGUUCAAAGGGUCUUUUAUCAGCUGCUGGUAAUCACUGUCCGACGUACUGAUGGAACAAGAACAGCCGACUUGUCCUCUCCUCUCACUUUGGAGAAGAUGCUAACAGACAGACAGACAGAGCUCAGGGUGUGUGUGUUUGUGCAGCAAAGCCGGCAGGUCUCUUUUCCGGUGUGUCCGUGCGUGUAACAAUCGCCCAUGUGCUCGCUUCAGGGUUUAAGCUCAGCCCCGGAGUUUGUCAGCAGGAACCAAAACACACACCUCUGUCGUGACAAUGUGCCAUGGCAUCAGAGCGGGCGCUUGUUUUGUCCGAGCACGGCUGCACAUCAGUGUUUAUGCCUGUCCCCACGGCAACGGAUAAAGGUGACUCAGGUCCCCCGGUGGCCUCAGCAGCGUGGUGACCGUUCCGGCCCACACGUGAAAAACAGUCCCGACAAUCACAGCUUUAUUUAGGCCCUGAAAGCCCUCUGCUUUUUAUUCAAUUUUUCUUCUUCCCCCCACCUUUUCAUCCAUCUUCUUUUACUCCCCCUACCUGCAUUCUCCCUUUAUUACCUCCUACGAAUCACCUCAUUUCUCAUCCAUCCCCCUUUCACCCUCAUCCACAUAACCUCCUCCGCUCUGUUGUACCUUUGGUCUGAUUUUUUUUCCAGAUCUGUGCCGCGGAGCAGAUGAAAAUGAGGAAACCAUCACUUUUAUCUUGUCAACAACAAAGUAAUUUCCUCAUCUAGCUCUUCUAUUACACGUGAUCAUUCUUGUGUGACGGGGGGGUUGGGCGGGUUAAAUUGGAAGAGAUGCUUUUUGUCACAGAGAUGGUAUUAAAUUUGCAUCACAAAACACAAUGUAAGAGUUUGUAUGAUUUUUUUUUAUACAACGCGUUACCUUAAAAAAAUAAGAGCUCGCAGAGAAACCCCGAACGGUUGAGAAAGAAAGAAGCCUCGACAACUUGGAGGUUGCAGAAAUUCUCAUUAAAAACCAUUUAAAACGUUUAAAAAUGCCUUUUAUGAUCACAGCAUUGUUAUGUUAGUCCUUUUCAUCAACUCCGCCGGGUUUGGGCGUCAGGCUUUGAGAAUGAAGGCUGUUGAGUUGUCUAUAUUAUACUCCUACCCACUUUUUGAGAGUCUAUUGUAGCCUUGAGUUUUGUAUUUGAGUGACUGUAUGUUUUAAGAUUGACGUUGAUUCUCCUUUUGCAGUUGCAAGUCUACGGAAGCGCUGUAAAAAAGCUCUGCCUUCAUCACACAGCUACACCUUCACAUUAAUCAUGUGACUAUGUGGAAUCGAUGUCACAGUGUGCCAUUUCUCUCUGGAUGUACCAAUAUCCACACUUGGUUUAUCACUGAUUUAACAUUGAGAUGGGUACUCAUUGGGGCUGUCAGUUUUUCAAAAAAUCUACUUCGAACUUGACCCACAAAUGUUAAUAUGCAGUCUUCUCCAGGACAAGAGCAAGUCAGUUGUGUGGAAUUGGUACGGCUUCACAGUUUCAGAUAAAGAGCAAACCACUCCCCGCUGUAAAGUCUGCAAAGUCAACCCGUCCACACGGAAAUGAAUUCAGGAGUAAACACUCAAGUUUUUACUCGUAUCUGCGUUUCAUCCACAUGGAAACGGUGUUUUGGUUGACUGGAAACGGCACCUUUUGAAAACGGGUCAGAGAGUGAAUAAAUCUGUAAACGACGACCAUUUCAUCUCCGUGUGGAUGUCUAUCUGCAUCUCUGGAAACGAUCAUGUGACAAACAGCAUAACUCUUUUAUGGCGCCUGAGCGUGUCCAGCCAAAACAACCUUCAUAUACAUGCUCUGUACUCUUCUUCUGUCUUUUGUUCAUUUCUUGUGCAGCGUUACAGCGCCACUUACUGGCUUGGCAUAUGCACUACAUCAUUUUCAGUGGUUCGUUUUGAGAGAUGAUUAAAAACUUUUUAUUAAAGUGAAGUUUGGUGAAGUUGUCACUGAAUUAAAAAUCGAGAGAGAAAAAAAUUGGGAUUUUAUUUUUGGCCCUAGCUGGUAUGCUGAAAUAUCAUUGAUUGAUAUGAUGAAGUUGUACUGAAGUGGCAGAACCUUCUCUGUUGUAGAAUUUGUGCAAAACGCUUGGAGGAAUAGCAGGAUAUGGUGUCUCCAGACCGACCAACCAGAUUAUGAAUAGUCUGGCGACGCUUGGUUAUUGAAAAAGUUGCUCUUAAUAGGAAUAUGCAACUUUGUAAUGACUCUUUAAUGAGUUGUUGAACAACUGCAGCUGUAAUUCUGCAGGACAGACAACCUGUGAUUUAAAAGAAGUUGAGGAAAUGGGAAAGAAAAGGAUAAUAAUGACAAACAUACUCUCAUUUUAACAAUCCGUUUCUCUAAGACUCGGGUGACGAUUCAGAUUAACAUCUGUGGUCAUCGCUCACAGUGUUUUACUCAUUUAAAGUCUUAUCUAUUCGAAACAAACAGGAAGUGUGAUUAAUACCCAUAAGAAGUGUCGUUGUCUCACGUUACAAAUAACCGUCUCCUCGGCUAAGAUUCAGGGCUGCAAGCCAAGCAGAAGCCGACUUCAUCUCAGUUUGAUUCUGUGAUAAUUAAAGAUCCAGAUGUCCUGUGACUGAAACUCGUCAUCAGUAUAAAUAUCUGCGUUCAAUUAAAAGAGACAUGGAUUCAGUUUUUAUGAAUUAGUCUGAUUGGAAAGUCUGGUCAACAGCAGAUGUUCAUCUGAAGCUCUUAGAAAUGAUCUCUAAGAGGCACAUGUGGACUGAUUAGAGUCAACUCUGACCCUGAAAGAAUAAAGUACAACAACUGACACUGAGCAGUAAAGAUGGAUGGAUGAUUGGUGGAAAGGAUGGAUUUAUGCAUGGAGGAAUUACUGGAUGGAUAAAUAAAGGAAUAAAUGGACUUGUGAGUAAUUGAACCGCUAGAGAAAUGAACAGAUGGAAGAUUAAAUUGACGCAUAAAGAAAUGAACAGAUGAGUGAAGGAAUGAAUGGAUGGAUUUAACCAAUGGAAAAAAAAAAUAGGUGAUAGAGAAAGAAAUGAUUGGAUAAUAGAGAAAUAGAGAAAAGGAUCAUGGGACAGGUGGCAAGAUGGGUGUAAAAUGGAACUGAUGGAUGAGUGGAUGAAUAAAUGGAUGGAUGGAAGAUUGGAUGGAGGAUUGACAGAUAAAUGUAAGAGUGAAUGAAUGGCCUAAGAAAUGAAUGGAUGGAUUCACAAAUGAAUGGGUGUGUUUAAAAAGGAUGGAUGCAUGGAUGAAGGACUACAUGGAUGGAUGGAUGAAUAGAUCGAUGAAUGGGUGGAAGGAUGCACAAAAGGAUGGAUGAUUAAUGGAUGGAUGGAUGCAUAGAUGAAGGACUAGAUGGAUGGAUGCAUGGGUAGAUCGAUGGAUGGGUGGAAGGAUGCAAAUGAGGACAGAUGCGUGGAAGGAAGGAUGGAUGGAGGAAUGGAAAGAUGCAUAGAGGGAUGGAUGUAUGCCCAUAUGGAUGGAUGGAUGAAUGCAUGGAUGGGUGGAUGGAUUGAUGGAAUGAUAGAAGGAUGGAUGGAUGAUGCAUGGAUAGAAGUUUGGAUGGAUGGAUGCACUGGUCCAUGACAUUAACAGUGUAUGUGAUGUUUCCUCAGAUCUGUUCUAAGGUGUAAAAGGACUGCAGUUCCUCUAGAGUCCACUAGAGGCAGGCUGCACCAGCUGUUAGAUUCCUUUUCGGUCAGAUUAAGGACAUGUCUGACUUUGGAGCAGAAACAAACAUGUUUACAGUCUGGAAAAUCUGUGACAGCACAGAGGCGGCACUCUUAUUUUACUCAGCCUAUUAUCCUUUCCUGAUUUUGAAUCUCUGUCUUGUCCUCCUCCAGGCGCUCUCGCCAUCCUGAUACCGGAGCUGGAUUUGGUCAUCUCAUUGGUCGGCUCGGUCAGCAGCAGUUUCCUGGCGCUGAUCUUCCCCCCGUUGCUUCAGAUUGUAACGUUUCACUCGGAGGGCCUCUCGCCGGUGGUGACCGCCAAGAACGUCAUCAUCAGUGUCUUUGGGUUGAUCGGGUUCCUCACGGGGACCUACAUCGCCAUCGAGCAGAUCAUCCACCGGAACACAAUCAAACUGUCAGAGGAGACGUUCUCUUCGUACCUGGUGCAGUGAUGGGGAGAAAUGACUGUUGGCAGGUGUUUCGUUGACGCCUCCACGCCAUUUAGAAACCAUUUUUAGGGCACAUUUUUUAAUUCCUUUCUUUAAUUCGCUGCUGUUGGAUGUUGUGGCCAUUUCAGGAUUAAUCUAGCACAUGUUUUUAAGUCCAGUUAUUUAGUGCAAUGUAAUGAAAAUACAGUCAAGAUGAAAACGUCAUUCCUACAGGUGGGAGGGUCUUUCGUCGGAUUUUCAGAAGGAUUUUUAGAGGUUAUUUAUCAUCCGACAGCCUGCGUACAGUCAUGUGUUUAAUACGUUGGUGAGAAAAUCAAACUACCUCACAAACUGGUAUUGAUUUGGAUUUUCAAAGUCCAAAUUAAACGCUGUUGCUGAAGUAGUGUUGACUUGUAGCCUUUAUCCCAAACGGCUUCUCCUGUAGAGCUUAGAAAACGAAAAAGUCACUUUUUGUUGCACUUUGAUUUUUGCCUUACUCAGUGACACGGCGCACUACUUUGACAUAGAAAACAUCACACAAACUUACAACUGAGAAACUGUAGCUGAAAAACAAACUGUUAUGAGUAUAUGUCGAACAAAGACGAAGGGUUGGGCAUCCAAAUGCUUCCGGGUUUACUGGAGCGAAUUGUUUUUUCCAGACUUGCUUAAUUAGUCCUGCUGCCGAUCAUCACCAAGCGCUUAAGAUUACAACCAAACUUUCCUUUGCGGCUUGUUCUCUCACAAUCAAUCUCACGCUCUCGUCUCGUAGGCCGCCGCACAAAGCGGGCACUUUGUAGCAUCUGUGUUCAUCCAAGCACGGCUAACAAGCUCAAUAUUUUAGAGACUUUACAGUCUUUGAAGGAUCGUCUCGGAUCCUGUCACAGAAAACUGGUUUUAUUUCUGUUAUUUUACUUUCAUGGUGUGUAAACCAGUUAUUCAACCAGUACUGCAGCAAAAUUACAGUGUGCACAGUGUAAAUCCAUUUAUAAAAGGGAACAGUAGAGUUACAUGAUCUUUGUUACAGAGAUCUUAUUAUGAGAACCCAGACCCUGAUAUGUGAAAGAGAGUCGUUAUAUCAGGUGUCAGACCAGUGUUAGGGGGAAAUAUGUCUGCGUGUUUGUGCCUCAUUAUUAUAAACUCUUUGAGGACGCCUGAUAAUCUGACUGAACCAAAAUACUGAAGAGAAUAUCUCAAAUCUCAUCCUGCACAGAAAAGUCUUAAAACCCUCGGCAUUAAUUAACAAAUCUAAGAAAAUCACACCCAUACGUCGUCUCUCUAUCUCGACAUUUCUGUGCUUUACUCUAGUUUUAAUCCUUUGUAUGCAGCUGUGCUUUAAAUACACCAGACUUCUGUAACUUCUAUUGAUAUGAGAGUUAUGUUUCCAGUUCAUGUUAUUUAUUUUCUGCAUAUUUCGCGUCAGUUUCACCAGGAUUUUAAACGACUGAGCAAAAAGCACAAAACAAUAAUCUCAGAAAUCUCUGAUGCUCAACCCCAAAACCGAAAUGGAAAAAAUUUCAAGUCGAUCAACAAAGACUUGAUUUAAAUACGAUUGUGUGAUUAUGUCAGAGGCGUCGGAUAUCUUUUUUUUUUCUCUGUCUUUAAAACGUUUAUUUUUUUGGAUCUGAAUCUUUUUUUAUGCGUUUUUAUUGUUUAAUAUUUUACUAAAUUAAAGGUUGGGUUUAUUUGAGUAGUUUUUUUAAUAUUCAACAGCAUGCUUUUUAGUAGACUUACACUUUACUUUAGGUAGUUUAGUUUAAUUGAAGACAGGCUGCGUGUAACAUAAUGUAAUAUGUAUAUAAUAUAAAAAUAUAACUUUAAUGACAGGCUGUAGGUACUAUAUUCAUUAAGGAUUCCCCAUUCAUCUGCUUCAGUGUAAAGACCAACAUGUACUGUAGAUUGACUCUAAAGCUUCUGUACUGUUGAGUGUCUUCGGUGUUUCUGUGGCGGUUUGACGUCAUUCUCGGUUUUAUCAAAUUGAACGCUGGUAUUCAUCAGUGGAAAUCGCUAUAAGAGAGAAAGUGUUGAGCCUUAUGUGUCAUUUUUGUGUGGAUUUGUUGCACAUGUUGAUGUCUGCACAUAUGUAUAAAAAUGUUUAAUCUCUUUUUAAAUGAUAAAACACCAUUUUUUCUCCCCUCUCAUAGAUGCUAAUGUGCUAUCACUGUUGAGCUAAUUCUCUACUGGAGACUCCGAGAGAAUGAAGUCGAUGAUGAUGUGUGACUACCUGAAAAUGUUAGCUUUGUUCCCGCACUUUCUCUCUGGGCUACGACAAAAAAAUGAAUUAACUGUCAGUUUACCGAUUCUUUAUUUUCAUUCUCAAGUAUCAAGUUGACGAGAAAGUUAGAACAAUAAAACGUAUCAGAGAUGGAGACGUCGUCCUACAGCUGAACUGUUGUUAACUCUGAUAAUAAGAGACAGAUUUUUAUUUGACUUCAAACCAACAAGCGUUUUCAUUUUAGCAGUUUUUCUUCUGUUUGAUUUUCACAAUAAAGGACUUUAUCAAUUUCUUUUUCUGUUUUUGUUGACUAGUUGUACGAGGACAAGUAUCAGUGUGAUCCAUCCAUGUCUUGAUAUCACUUAUGCAGGUCAGCACGAC